CUGGCACAGGGAGCCCAGGGAAAGGGAAAAACAGCCACUGAAAAGAGAGAUAGGGGAAGCUGGGAAAUUCAGCAGAAAGCAUAGGCCUGCGCCAAGCAACUCUAUAGCCUCUGUCCUCUUUUUCUUUUCUACAAAAAAAAAAGCGACCCCAAGAGGGGGGUGGGUGGGGGGUAAACAGGUUCCAGGGCAGACACUGACAGCAGUCUAUUAUUUAGACACACAAACACUUUGGUCACUAGUCAAAUAAACCCCACAAAAAGAAUACAAUAAUCCAGGUCCCCCUCCAGACUCUGCCAAGAGACCAAGUUGGGGCUGCUGCAAGAAUAACAACAACCACAACAACAUCACCAAAAACAAUGAUGGAGGAGCAAUAAGCAGGAACAGGUUUUAUUGCUCUUUGUUGGUCCAUGUAUUUACCCCAUUGCUGCAGAAAGGCCUGAGAGCAGAGAGGGAUCUGCUGGGGGCAGUGCACAGGUCACUGGCUGCUGCUGGCUUCUCCAUCACUACUGUGCCCCCCAAGGGAAGAAAAAGUUUAGAUCUGGUGGAGGUGAGUGAAGACAUGAAAGCACUUGUUUUUUUUUCUUUUUCUAUUAUCUGUGCUGAUGAUCCCUUUCUAUUUCCACAUGGCAGGGUACUAUGUGAGAGAGACAGCAGCUGGUGUCCGUCUGUAACCCAAAUGACAAGAACAUGUCAGAUCUCCAGGUUGGGGGGUUGGUGGGGACAGGGUGACACUUUGGGAUGUCAUGUCAUGGUUAUUGCAUUUGCAGGUCUGAUCAUUCGUUAGAAUGUUAAUAAAAUGUAUUCUAUUUAGGUUUGGCAGAAUUGGAAGGUGGUGGGUGUGCUCAUCUUGGGUAUGUUCACUGUAGCAGCUGUAUGUUGGAUUUUAUUUGUAUGAGCUUCACCUGUGUUUGAGGCCCUGUUUCUGCAUGUAUUUUGACUUGGGUCCAUAAUUUAGUAUACAUUAAUUGACAUGGAUGUGUAAUUUGUUGUGAUGGUGAGAUAAAUGCAUGUGUUAGGCUGCAAUCUUCUUUUACAGGUGUUUCAGUUCUUCUUAAAUGUUGCUUUAACUUUGUUUUAAUUUUUUUACUUUUAAUUCUUAGUUUUACGUAAAUAUAACCUGUAGACACUGAAAUAUAUGUGAUAGACUGGAGAACCUGUCUGACUUUGAGUGGUAUGUAGUUUACAGGUGUUCUUUUGGCAUUUAAGUAGUUGUAAACUCCAUUUGGCAUGACUCCCUAUCAGUCAAGUGGCUGGCUAAGUAUCAUGUGGAUUUGAUCGCUAUCUCUUGUGAAUGUCUGAAAUGAUCUACAGGUAUCUAAAUAUCUGGUUGAUAACCAAUUCAAAUGCUGAAAGUGUGUGUGUGUGUAGACAUGUUAUUUUAACCCCUUAAGGACCAAGCUUCUGGAAUAAAAGGGAAUCAUGACAUGUCACACAUGUCAUGUGUCCUUAAGGGGUUAAUUCAGAUUUUUCACACACAUGCACAUUAUGAAUGAUGGUUAUAGCAAUGAUAUGAAAAUAUGGUUAUAGCAAUGAUAUGAAAGAUUAAUUGUUGAAUUAUACUUACAGGAUUUUUCAUAAACUGAGAAUUGUCAAGGAAUUUUUUUUUGUUUGGAUUUUUCUCCAACUAGCCUAGUUGGAGAAUUUUCCAGUUUGGGCUGUUUAACAUUUUUGGUUCACUAUAGUUUCUAAUUUCGUAAAUUAAACCUCAUGCCACUGAUAGUUAUUCACUAAAAUCCAAAUAGCGUAUAAAAUUGUAAUAGCAACAUUUAGGCUAAAAUAGACAAACCUUGUUGAUAGCUGACUUGCAGAAUUAUUCAGUCAUCAAUUUUUGUCUUAAUUUUGCAAUUCUGGUUUCAAUUUGUUACUAUUGGGAAAUUAGCGAAUAACCUUGAGAGUUGAGGUGUAAAAAACAUUGCAAGUGUUUUAUGUAUUUAUUUAUUUUUUGCCAAGACUGCUGUCAUGGUAAAAUAACUUAAUUUGAGUGAUAUUUUUAUCCAACUCACCUUAUGGCCUUAACAUUUCAAUUAACUUGUUUGUUCAUUUGAAUUUAAUUAAAUCUAUCCUAUUAGCAGAUAUGUUGUUUUAAUAACAGGACCACAUAAUAUACAGAUUAUAACGAUGACUAUUAACGGAACACUUUAAUGUUAGCAACAUAAAUCUGUAUUCCUAACACUACAGUGUCCCCUUGUCCUCCCCUUGCAAUGAAAUUGUUAAAACGAUUAAACCACUUACCUGUUUCCGGCCACUGGCUCUGUCUCUACCUCCUCCAAAGUAAACAUGAGUGGGAAUAUAAUGCCUAUCCACGCGCACAUUGAGUCAAUGCUUUCCUAUGGGGAUUUGUAAGACGCUAGACGUCCUCAUGCAUAGCGUGAGGAUGUCCAGCGUCCUUUCACAGAGUUAAACUCUGUGAAAGUGCAGGAAUCUAAUCCAUGUAAACAUUGUAGUUUCUCUAUUUGUUUUGCAUUGCAGGAUUAAAGGGACAGGGGACACUGCACCCAGACCACUUCAAUAAGAUGAAGUGGUCUGUGUGACUAUAGUGUCCCUUUAAAGGUUUACUCUAAACACUGUGGCCACUUCAAUGAUUUUAGGUGGUCAUGAUGCUUCACUAUUAAAUGUUACACAUACACAGAUGUAGACCUUUACUGCUGGAUGUAUGUCAAUCUCAAAAUCACCUUAAAUGGAUCUUGGAUAGCCUAUUUCUUUAAAUAUAAUAUUGAAGCUUCCUUGUCACCUUCUGGGGGUUUUGCAUACAUUGCAAAGAAUCCAGAUGGUUACUUUGCCACCUACAGUGAGGUGAUCUGGUGCAGUGAGGUGAUAUUUACUAACUUGAAGCUGUCACUUUUUCUUUUGAUACUUUUUGAUGGAGUUGGAAUUUCCAUGAAAGAUUUUAUUUUUAUGAAAGGCUCAUAGUGGGGUGGGUGUGCAUUAACGGUACUUGCACUGUAUGACAGAGAUUGCUGUGAAAGUGACAGCAUCAGUCAUCUUCCAGGGUCUUUACAUGUUUUGCAACAUUAGGUGGCACAGCAGAGGUGAGUUAUACUUGCCUAAUAAUGUCUCCGCAGGGCUUUGCUAUUUUUGAGCUUCACUUCUGGAUCUUCAUCCAACAGGAUUCCACUUCAGUGCUGUAUAUAUGUACAUGUGCAAGAGUACAACACUAAUGUCUAUGAAGGAUCCCGUGAGAUUGCAGGAGCCCCCAUAGAUAUUGCCUCGCGACAGACGAGAAAGUGCUUUUAUUUCCCACAGCCGUGACUUGCAAUCACUGGGGGAAUUGGCAGAAGACUAUGGCGGUAUCUCCACCUUGAUGGUAGUGUGUCUAUCCUCCAUAAAAAUCCAAUACCAUAUUUUGAGUAUUAUAUUUAUUGGGCUGGCAGAGCCACUUUCACCUGUUGUGUUCCAAAUUGACAGUGAUAUUCAUAUAUAUUUCUUUAAGCAAAUCAAAUCAGACAUUUUCAAUAUAGUGUACAUUUGUUGUGUUUUAAUUUUCUGGUCAUUUUUUGUUUUUGUUUUAACAUUGCAUGAAAAUAUCACCUUAGUGAGGGUGUUUGUGAUUUUAGUUAUCUUAUGUGCAAUAUUUAGACAUUUUUGGACUCUUGGUUUAUUGUUAUAAAAGUGUUUUCUGUGACUUGCCUUUUUGGCACUGAACUCCCUACAUUUCUGAUAGUUCUGUAAGUAUGUACAUAACUCUUCUUCUUCAAAUGGAUUCUGAGUGGCUAUUGCACUAGCAUGCCACGGUUGCUAUUCCUGGGUUUUUAAUGUGUAAUUUCCUCUUUAAACUAGGGCUUGACAAAUUUGCUUUGAAUCUAGCAGCCAGCUAAAAAUGUUAGGAGCCCGUUUUUUUUUUUUUUUUUUUUUUAAACAGUUACAUUUUCAACUACAGAAAUAUGAUUGUUAAAGGGACACCAUAUUCAACAAAACCACUUCAGUUUAAUGUAGUGCUUCUGGUGUCUAUAUCCUGUCCCUGCAUACUUUUAAAUUUUAACACUGCCUUCUCAUAGAAAAGGCAGUGUUUACAUUGCUGCCUAGUAACCCCUCUAGUGACAGUCACUAACACUAGAAGUGCUUCCUGGGUCAGUGCUGCACAGUGUUCAGCGUCUCCACACUCUGCAUGCAGGCACUUUAUUGUUCCCAUAGAGAUGCAUUGAUUCAAUGCAUCUCUAUGAGGAGAUGCUGAUUGGUGCAGCAUGGCAUUUUGCUGCACAUGCACAAUAGCCCUCUACUCAUAAAGCGUUGGCUUGGCUGAGUUCAUCAAGACUGAUUAUCUCAGCCAUAGAGUUGGGCUCAGCCGUGAGGGAAAAAGGUGAUUAAACACCUUUCCUAUGUGAUGGAGGGGGUCACCUUAAAGGACCACUCUAGGCACCCAGACCACUUCAGCUUAAUGAAGUGGUCUGGGUGCCUGGUCCAGCUAGGGUUAACCCAUUUUUUAAAUAAACAUAGCAGUUUCAGAGAAACUGCUAUGUUUAUUAAUGGGUUAAGCCUCCCCCCAAAGCCUCUAGUGGCUGUCUCAUUGACAGCCACUAGAGGCGCUUGCGUGCUUCUCACUGUGAUUUUCACAGUGAGAGCACGCCAGCGUCCAUAGGAAAGCAUUGUAAAUGCUUUCCUAUGCGACCGGCUGAAUGCGCGCACAGCUCUUGCCGCGCGUGCGCAUUCAGCCGACGGGGAGGAACGGAGGAGGAUCGGAGGAGGAGAGCUCCCUGCCCAGCGCUGGAAAAAGGUAAGUUUUACCCCUUUUCCCCUUUCCAGAGCCGGGCGGGAGGGGGUCCCUGAGGGUGGGGGCACCCUCAGGGCACUAUAGUGCCAGGAAAACGAGUAUGUUUUCCUGGCACUAUAGUGGUCCUUUAACAGACACACACACACUCGCUGACUGAUUUAACACUCCCGAAAAUAUACACACAUUUUCUCUCUCAUACACUCACAAACUAUAUUUUUAUUUAAGAAUACCCAGGAGAGGUGGAGUGGAUCUUUUUACUGGCGAUCCUGUAAUCUUAAUGCUCUUAUUGGUCUGCUUCCUCAUGCACUGAUUAGUGAUGUCGGGGCCGGAGUGACGUCAUAUUCCGGCAUCACUGCAGGGCACGCAAGGGGGCAGAGCAAGAACUGCAGGAAGAUUACUGCUCCCUCAGCCGAACAGGCUGACAAUCACCCAGACGCCAAGACAAAAAUUUCUAGUCGCCAUGGCAACCUUGGAUCUGAGAUUUGUCGAGCCAUGCUAUAAUCACUAUUGGGGGCUGUAGUGGUUAUGGUGCUUAUCGUGCCUGUUUAACUUAAAGGGACAUUCUUUGUGGUUAUAGUGCCUGGAGGUCACUGCUCUGUCUCUCCAUUCUGUGUUAAACAAUUUUCGAGCAGAAUAACACUGAAUGAGGGUCCCUGACUUCCUAUAGCCCCAUCCACACUGGAGGCAGAGAUUACACACUUCCUUCUUGAUAUAUCAGUUCGUACCUUCAGUGGCAUUUUGAUAGGCUGAAUUCGAUCAGCUCACACUCUCAGUUAAUCACAACUUUUUGUUGCUCAAGCUAAUGUUUCCUCAUUAGCCCAGCAACGCAAAUGGAUUGGUUGCCUGGGAUUCCUUUUAAGUAAUAACAAAAUUGUAAUGCUAAGUGGACAGAGCCAGGGACUCCACUUCAAUGCAAUGAAGUGAUUAUCGAGCCUACAGGGCUUUUUAUAUCCAAUCUGAUAAUGGUACAAGUGUCAUCAAAAAGUGGGAGUGGGAGCGUUAGAUCAAUUUGUCAUUGUUAAAAUAACAAUAAAGCUUUAGGAAUACAAACCUGUAUUAUUAUUGUUAUAGUGCCCCUGUCUCUAUUUUUCUAGCACUGACACUCCUUCGGCGCUGCUCACCUCCUCCAUUGCUGCUCCAAUCAAAUACUCUUCCUAGAGGAGCUUUCCUAUAAGUUUUCAUGUCAUGUGAUCAAGUUUUAUUUGGUCAGUGCAGAAAAGUUCUUCUAGUAGCUGUGACAGCUACUGGAGUCAUAUUUAACCCUUCCAGGUAAACAAUGCACGUUCUGAAAAACAGCAAUGUUUUACCCUGAUGGGUUAGAAUGACGGCACCACUGCACCCAGACCACUUAAUUGAGAUGAAUGCGGUCAUCUGUAGCUAACAUUUACAUUUUUAUCAAAGGAAAGAUUAUAAUGCUCUCCUUUAUGCGUGUUAAAAGACCAAUAGAUGGUGUUUAAAAAGUGUAUAUAUAUAUUUUUUUAAAUACCAUUUUGAUGUAUUUGUCACCGUUAAGAAAUGUAGUAGAAACUCACUGGACUAAUUGCAAUGUCUAUCCUGUAACCAGUGUGACCACAAUUAGAACCAGCUGCGCAAUGCGAAACAAUCUCUAAAUUACUCCUGGAGUCCUGGUCUAUGUAUAGAUUAAAAUGUGCUGGUUUAUAUCGGACCACGUCACUAUACAUGGCAGACUGUGUGUUAUUUAAAGCUUUUGAUUAAGCACAUUGAUUUAUGUGUUUUACGAUCUGCAUGCAUGGAAUGAUGCACAUCCUCCACAAUUGGAAAGAAGGGAAUCUUGAACAACAUAGUAUAUUUGGAGAAUGGCAGGAGUCAACAAGUCGAACAGAUAAAGAUUUAGGUGCACAAACUUAAAAAAAAUUUUUUUUUUUAGGAAGAUCAUUUUAUUAUGUUAAUGGGUUAAUACAAGAACCAAUUUUUUUUUUUAGCUAAAUGGCAUGUCCCCUUUCUGCCACAGUCUCUACAUUCACCUAUUUCACUGUCUCAGACUUCAUACCUGACUGCUAGUAAGAAGGGACGGAAUGGAGUGGACAAGUGAGUGCUAAAGAGAGAGGAUUCAGACUUGGUAAUUAGAGAGAGAGAGAGAGAGAGAGGAGUUGAGUGCUGUGGGGCUUGUAAGAUGGACAGAAGGACUUGAUUGAGCAAGGAAAGCGAGAGAUUAGCAUAGGGCAGGGCUUGGAGCCAGCUAAAAAAGUUAGGAGCAACUCAUUUUCAACGAGAGUGCAAUUCUUAAAGACACUAUAGUCACCAGAACCACUACUGCUUGAUGUAGUUCUGGUGUCUAUAGCCUGUCCCUGCAGGUGUUUCAGUGUAAACACUGCCUUUUCCGCGAAAAGGCAGAGUUUACAUUGCUGCUUAGUAACACAUCUAGUGACAGUCACUCAGAUGGCCACUAGAGAGUCCUGGGUCACUUCUGCACCACAUGCAGCAUCCAGGUUCAGUUUCUCCAAGCUCUGCAUGGAGGCGCUGAAUGUUCCUCAUAGAGAUUGAUUAAUGUAAUGCAUCUCUAUAAGGAGAUGCAGAUUGGUACAUUUGCUGCACAUGCACAAAAUCCUCCCAAUGCUUUCCUAAGGGAAAGCAUUGCCUUAGCUGAGAUCAUAAAGAUUGAUCAUCUCAGCCAUGGCAAAACUGUCACGGCGUGGGAAAAUGGGAAGAAAGGCGAGUAAAAACACCUUCCUCAUGCGAUCAGAGGGGACAGGUAAACGCGCAUGCACACACUGACAGGCUCUGACACACACACACACUCUGACAGGCUCACAUACACACUCAUUCUGACAACAGGCUUGCACGCACACACUUUGACAGGCUCUCACACACAAACUCUUACGCUGACAACAGGCUCUCUCACACACACAAACUCUUGACAGGCUCUCGCACACACAAACUCUUGACAGGCUCUCGCACACACAAACUCUUGACAGGCUCUCGCACACACAAACUCUUGACAGGCUCUCGCACACACAAACUCUUGACAGGCUCUCGCACACACAAACUCUUGACAGGCACACACACACACACUGACAGGCUCUCUCACAAACAUACACACAAACUCUGACAGGCGCUCACACACACUCUUUUGUCAAGCUCUUUCCCCCACACACACACACACAUACAGACACUGACAGGCACACAUAUACACACUCUGACAGGCACACACACACUGACAGGCUUUCUCUCACACACACACACACACUGACAGGCUCUCUCACACACUCGCAAACACACACACUCUGACAGGCUCUCUCACAAACACACACACAUUUUUGUUUUAAUUCAAACCCACUCAGCCUCCCUACCUUUGGGAGAGCUGAGAAGGUCUUUCCUGGGGUCCAGUGGGGCUGCUCUCUUCCUGUGCUCUCUUCCUGCCUGUAGCUGCUCUCUGCUCCCUCGCGCUCUGAAAUGAUGCCGGGGCCAGAAUAACGUCAUAUUCCGGCUCCCAACAUCAUUACACAGUGCGAGGGAGCAGAGAGCAGAUACAAACAGAAUACUGCUCCCUCGCGCGCCGACCACAAUUUCUCCUGCGGGCGGCCACGCACAGUGCUUCUGCGGGCAGGCGGCAGACGCCAUUUACCCGCCGCCUCCAAUAUUCAUCAUGACGGCCGCUGUCAAAGCUACUUCCCACACUAACUAGAGCUGGCAAAUCCCAGACGCCAGGGCGAAAUUUCUAGUCACUGUGGUGAUCUGGCGCCUGGGAUUUGUCGAGCCCUGGCAUAGGGUAUGUGUAUUCUUGUAAAUGCUUUCUGUGAGUUUCCCUCCAGCAUUACCUUCAUCAGAUAUGACAAUUCAGAGUUGUGGCUAUUUUACAGUGUUAUUAACCAAAGUUGAGAAUUCAAAUUCAAGAUCAAAGUCAAGAGGCUUUUGAAUCGGCUAAUUUGGACUUCAAUUUAAAAUUCACUUUGAUUGUGUUUUCUUUCUAGAAGAUUCUGUCGUUAGGCCUAUCAUACUCGUCAGCACCAGGUCCAAAAGGCGAUUAAUCCAGUCCUGGCGAGUAGAAAUUCGUCACUGGUGAGUUUGCUGUGGACUCUGUAGGCUUGCAGUGGUAAGUAACUUUUAAAGGGACACAAAAGGCAACCAGACCAGUUCAUCUUCAUGAAGUAGUCUGGAUGCCAUGUCCCUGUCUCUUUAACCAUGCAAUCUAAAAGCUUGCCGCUCUGCAGGAAAAGCAAUGUUUACAUUGCUGUUUAAAUGCCUUUAGCGGCUGUCACUUCAGUCAUAAGGUCUCAAAGAGAUGACCUGAUUGGUGGGAUGUUUUGCCAUGCAUGUGCACUGGCCUCACAGUCCUUUCCGAUUAGAAAGCAUUGGUUUGACUUGGAUCAGAGUAGCAGCAGUGAGGGAGAAAAGAUAAGUUAAGGACCGUUUUUCCUCCGGACAGGGGGUCCUUUAUUUAGAAAAUGUAAUUCUUGGUGUGUUAUUUUUAUAUAUGUAAUAAUCCAGUUUAUGACUCGGAUCUGCUGCUGGAGGACUGUCUCGGUUGUCAGGCAAUGCUCCUGAUUGUAUCUGGUAAGAUAAGUAUAAUUUUGAGGGGCUUCACCAGCACCGACAUUAGGACAUGUCAUUACGCCCUAACAUCGUUAAAGCCCAUACCGAUCAGGACAUAAAGUCCUAACAGCAGCAGUGGAUUAAAGGAACCCCCUGAAAGAAAAAAUAGUUUUUAUUUAUGUUUUCUCCCUCUCUGCAGCUGUUCCUGAUCUCAGUCAAUCCAAUGCUUUCCUAUAGGAAAGGAUUGUGAGGCCAGUGCACACGCAUGACAAAACGCUUCGCAUAUUAGGUCAUCUCUAUGAGACGUUAUGAUUGAGUGACAGAGUGACAGCUACUAGAUGCAUUUAAAGGGACUCUCCAGUGCCAGGAAAACAUUUGUUUUCCUGGCACUGCAGGACCCUGCAGUGCCUCUCUCCCUCCCACCCACAUCCCAAGUUGCUGGAGAGGUUAAAACCCCUUCAGUGACUCACCGGAGUCCAGCUCCGAUGUCUCUCGGCGCUGGGUCAGGCUCUGCCUACUCUCCUCGGCGGGGGAGACCUAAUGCGCAUAUGCGGCAAUGGCUGCGCACGCGCAUUAAACCUCCCCAUAGGAAAACGUUAUUCAAUGCUUUCCUAUGGGGAUUUGGCGAUGCUGGAGGUCCUCACAUAGCGUGAGGACGUCCAGCAUUGCUUAAAACACUUUUCGUGUUCUAAGAACACGGAAGUUCCUUUAGUGGCUAUCUGAUAGACAGCCACUAGAGGAAGACAUAACCCUGCAAGGUAAUUAUUGCAGUUUAUAAAAACUGCAAUAAUUACACUUGCAGGGUUAAGGGUAGUGGGAGUUGGCACCUAGACCACUCCAAUAGGCAGAAGUAGUCUGGGUGCCUGGAGUGUCCCUUUGAACAUAGUAAUGUAAACAUUGCUUUUCCUCAAAAUUUGACAUUGCAUGGUUAAACAGACAGAGACAUGGCAUGCAGACCACUUCAGUGAAAAGAAGUGGUCUGGUUGCCUGUAGUAUCCCUUUAGUGUCACACACUAUGUGGACAAAAGGACUUGGGACACACCUCUUAAUUCUUGAAUUCAGGUGUUUCAACCAGACAUAUUGCCAUAAGUGUAUAAAAUCAAGCACACCUAGUCAUGUCGUCUGCUUUUACAAAUGUGAAAAACAAUGGUCGUUCUGAGGACCUCAGUGAAUUCAAGUGUGGUACUGUGAUAGGAUUCCACCAUUACAAUAAGUCAGUUCGUGAAAUUUCAUCCCUCCUAGCAAUUCAACAGUCAACUAUAAUUGGUAUUAUUGGAAAGUGGACGCGUUUAGGAAUAGCAACAAUCCAGACACGAAGCGGAAGACCAUGUAAACUCGUUGAGUGCUGAGGUGCGUAAAAGUUGCCAACACUCUGCUGAUUCCUUAGCCGAAAAGUUCAAAACUUCCACUAGCAUUAAUAUCAGCACAAAGAUUGUGCAGUGGGAGCGCCAUGGAAUGGGUUUUCAUGGCCAAGUAGCUGCAUGCAAGGCUCACAUCACCAAGUACAAUGCCAAGUGCUGGAUUGAGUGGUGUAAAGCAUGCUGCCACUGGAGCAGUGGGAAUGUGUUCUGUGGAGCGAUGAAUCAUGCUUUUCUGUUUGGUAGUCUGAUUGGCGGGUCUGGGUUUGACAGAUGUUAGGCGAAUGUUACCUACCUGACUGCAUUGUGUGAACUCUAACGUUUGGUGGAGGUAAUGGUAUGGGGCUGUUUUUCAGGGGUUGGUCCAGGCCCCUUACUUCUAGUGAAAGAAAAUCUCAAUGGUUCAGCAUGCAAAUACAUUUUGAACAAUGCUUUGCUUCAGAAUUUGUGGAAACUGUUUGGGGGAAGGUCCUUGUAACGGGGCACCUCCAUUGAAGGAUGCGCCUAGCGCUUCCUGAGGACUCCAAGCACUGCAGCAGACACCACAACCACCACAGACUCCACAACCGCUGUACCUUGACUGGAGUCUGGCUUCUGUCCUCCUGGACCGUGUGGGAAAGACCCCUUCCUUCCACCCUGUAUGAACCUCCAGCAUCCAGGACUGUGUGGUGAAGACCUCUCCUCCAAGGAGAGCUUGUCAGGAACAAGCUCUUAAAAGAGCUAAGUGAUUCAAGCUCAGGGGAGUAUGCAGAGCAUAGCAAUCCCCAGUGUGAUUAUAACAGCUCCCUCCAAUAUCAAGACAAAGGUACAUUUAGAGGGAUCAAGAAGAACUGUCUAAACCUUUAUUUUACUUGGGUCUAGCCCAUAUGGUCAUCACAUUAAGAUUGCUGUGAAAACUCAAUAACAUCACAAACAUUCAAACCAAAUCAGGCAACACACAGUGACUUAUCACAACACAAUGGCACAUUUCCAAAUAGGUGGGGGGGAGACAAUAACUAACAGAAAAUAUCUCACGUGUCUGCAGAAUUAGCAAUAUGCAAAUCUACCCGAAUAUGCAAAUGAACCAGUCUUGCUAUUCAGCUAGUGCAUAUUGCUGUUGCUACCAACAGAGGGCACUAGACAAGCUCCAUAGCCAAAUCCACCUAGUUGGUAGCAAACCUCAGCAGUACAGGAGAGCAGGCAAUACAUUACACAGUACACACACACACACUAUAAACAAUUACAUUACACACACCCUGCACCUAUAAUGGGUACAGGGUGACUAAAACAUAAGAGAAAUAAAGCAACCUACAUAAAUAGUCUGUCUGAAGGUAGAAUAGGGGCUUUAAAGCCAAAUACAUCAAAGAGUCAUAGUCACAGGGGAGGAGGCUGGCAAGCAGGCCUCUCCAGGACCAAGUGGCGAAGGGCACUUCGUCACAGUCCUUUUAUAUUCUAGCAUGACUGUGAACCCAGUGCACAAAGCAAGGUCCAUAAAGACAUGGUUGGAUGAGUUUGGUGUGGAGGAACUUGACUGGCCAGCACAGAGCCCUGACCGCAAUCCCAUGGAACACCUUUAUGAUGAACUGGAACAGAGAUUGUGAGCAGGCCUUCUCAUCCAACAUCAGUGUCUGACCUCACAAAUGGUUUACUGCAUGAAUGGGCAAACAUUUCCACAGCAACUCUCUGAAAUCUUAUGAAAUCAGAAGAGUGGAAGCUGUUAUAGCUGCAAAGGGGGAACCAGCUACAUGUUAAUGUCAAUGUAUUUAGACUACGAUUUAAUAAAAGCCUCCAUAAAGUGUAUUUGUGUAUAUGACAACCCAGGCAGAAAUACCAGAAAAUGUAAUUUGCACGCCCUAUAUUUUCCAACUUUCCAAAACACCAUAAUCAUUGUACUUGUGGGACAUCACAGCAUACAAAUAUGUGUAUUUUAUAGCAGCAAAAAAAUGACAGCAGUAUGACAUUCACAGUUAAAAUGCCAUGCAGCACUUUAUUUUUUUUUAGCCAUGUAGCUCCUAAACAAAAUAAUAUAUUAUAAGUGUGGGUGCACUUAAUAUGAAAUCGGUAACUAUAAAUGUGUGGUGUCCAGUUAAAGGACCACUAUAGUGCCCUGAGGGUGCCCCCAUCCUCAGGGACUCCCUCCCACCGGGCUCUAGGUGGAGGAAGGGGUUAAACUUACCUCUUUCUCCAGCGCCGGGAGGGGAGCUCUCCGCCUCCUCUCUUCCUCUUCGGCUGAAUGCGCAUGCGCGGCAGGAGCCGCGCACGCAUUCGGCCAGUCCAUAGGAAAGCAUUUACAAUGCUUUCCUAUGGAUGCAAGCGUCUUCUCACUGUGAAAAUCACAGUGAGAAGCGCGGAAGCCCUCUAUCGGCUGUCAAUGAGACAGCCACUAGAGGCUGGAUUAACCCAUAGGUAAACAUAGCAGUUUCUCUGAAACUGCUAUGUUUACAGAAAAAAAGGGUUAAUCCUACCUGGACCUGGCACCCAGACCACUUCAUUAAGCUGAAGUGGUCUGGGUGCCUAUAGUGGUCCUUUAAUUGCAGUGGCUUAUCAGACUUGUAUAGGGACUGGAUCAAAGCAGGCUGGGCCUGUAGAACAUUCCUGCAUUUUUAUACAAAUAUUCUUUGGAGAAACUUUAAUUAGUGUCUGUGUUUGGGGAGCUACUGAUUGGCUUAGAGGUCAGUGAUGCCCCUGCCCCGCGGCACUCUGUCUACUUGUAACUAAGAUUCAGAAGCUAGAUUCCCUCUGGGGGACCCGGAGAUCGGUGUUUGAGGCAACCUUUAGGGUUAGACCAUUCGAGAACGGUUUAACCCCUCAAGGUAAAAGUUCCUCCUGGCACCAUAACAACUUAAUUUAUUUGACGUUGUUUUGGUGACCAGAAUGUCCCUUUAAUAAAUAUAAAUGCAAUAGGUAAUGGAGGGAGUGACAAACAUGUCAGAGCUGCUUUAAAGCAGGCCUGUAAUUUAUAAGUGUUUUAUAAAGAUAUGAUCUUUAUGAAAUAUUCAUAUUAACUGCGAUGGAAUAGCAUUAAACUUCCAGUACAAUUCCAAGAUAUCAUAAGGGGAAAAAAGUAGGGAAUGACCGCAUCUGGGAUAAUGUGGGUCAGGGUAUGUAUUUGUGAGUUAGUUAUUUAUAUAUGACUAUAUACUAGUCAUUGACUAGUUUUAUGUUUGAGUGGCAAGUUAUGACUAUGCAAGUGAGUAUGAGUGGCUAAUAAAUGAGUUUGUGAUGGUGGCCAGUUAUGAACGCAUACAUAAGUGAGUUACUAGCUAGUUAUGUAUGUAUUUUAUGUUUGUCUCCAUGAAAUGUGUGUGUUAGUGGACAACUAUGAAUGUAUGAGUCUGUGUGUGGAUAAGUGUUUUAUAUAUGUGAGUGUAAAGUGGCUAGUAUAGGAGUAUGUAUUUAAGAGUGUAUGUAUUUUUUUAUUGUUGUUUGCAUGUUUGUGAGCAGCUGAUUUUGUAUUUACACAUGUAUACAUGUUCCUAGGCUUAUGUAUAUUUGUGUAUGUGCGUGUCUAGUUUGGUAUUUGAGUCAUUUCUUAGGCAUACUGCCCAACAAUGGGAGAUAUGGAAUCUGGACUGGGUGAAUGGUGACCCUGAGGGAGCAUAGUCAAUGACAUGACCCAUAACACUGCCAAUGCAGAUAAUGGGCGGGUUCAUCCACUUACAUCAUUCCAAUUGCCCCCCAACUUCCAGUUGGCCUCCAGGUUACAGCCUUCCAGUUGGCCCCCAGCUUACAACCUUCCAGUUGACCCCCAGCUUACAGCCUUCCAGUUGGCCCCCAGCUUACAGCCUUCCAAUUGGCCCCCCAGCGUACAGCCUUCCAAUUGGCCCCCAGCUUACAACCUUCCAGUUGGCCCCCAGCUUACAACCUUCCAGUUGGCCCCCAGCUUACAGCCUUCCAGUUGGCCCCCAGCUGACAAACUUCCAGUUGGCCCCCAGCUGACAACCUUCCAGUUGGGCCCCCAGCUGACAACCUUCCAGUUGGCCCCCAGCUGACAACCUUCCAGUUGGCCCCCAGCUGACAACCUUCCAGUUGGCCCCCAGCUGACAACCUUCCAGUUGGCCCCCAGCUUACGACCUUCCAGUUGGCCCCCAGCUUACGACCUUCCAGUUGGAAAGCUCCCUGCAUGGUCCCAGUGCCCUCUCAGGCAUGAGUGUGUCUAAUGAUGCGCAUGCACUGUGCCUGGGGACAGUUCCCUGGAUUUAAUAUUAUGUUUACGUACACACUAUAUUUAACACAAAUAUGUAUUUGUGAAAUAUGAAAAUUUUAAAUAAAACCUAGAAAUUCAAUGUUUCUAUUUAUCCACUUCAUAGGCCAGACAUAGGCAACCUUUGGCACUCCAGAUGUUUUGGACUACACCUCCCAUGAUGCUUUACCAGCAUUAUGUGUGCCCUGGCUGUGCCUGGUAAGAACUAGAUUGUGAUGUAAAUUGCUAAAACUUUAAUGCUGAUAUAAAAGAAAUUGGAGGAUAAUAUGACAGGUUAACAAAAGUUAUGUUAUAUUUAAUAAUUUUUUAACUCGUGUAACUUCCAAAAAUUACGGUUCUUUAGUUGCUGAUUGCCUCUCACUUCCAGUCCCUGAUUUUAUGCAAAUUUACUCUAGACUGUAGUUGCUAUAGUAACAAUCUGUGAAUUCUGACCAUUUUGUUGCUAAAGGUUCCAAUUAUAAAAAAGUAUUCUUAGAAAAAGUGGCAGGAGACCGAUAAGUAUUAUUUACUAAUUGUGAAAGAACCAGAGCCUUCUAUUGUUUGCAUUAUUCUGGAGUAGAGUUAAAACAAGUUAAUCUGGUAGGAGGAGAAUGUAAAUUGUAGAGAGAUUUUAUUAUUUUAUAUUGUAUUAAAGUGACAAUCCGUGCAUAACCACCUAUGCUCCUUGCAUAACUUCUGGUCAUGUGUCUGUCUCCAUCAUUUUGGUUUUAAUAUCUUCCUUGGCAGCUGAAAUGAGGCUGUACCAGUAGGUAGGUUUCGUAAUGUUGAUGGUGAGGGUUUAGCCCUUCCUAGGUAAGGUGCUAGAGUCCCAUGUGCAUCUGUAUGUACUCACUUUGCCAAUAUGUAGGUGUCCAUUAACUCUGUCCAUGAUGACUUCACUAUAACCAUAAAAAAAAAAAAACAACCAAACAAACUCCUUGGUUUUGAACCCCUCCCUGUCACAGGUGCCUAAUCCCAGGGCCUUAUUUAGCCUUGUACUGCAGAGAGCCCCAGAUGGAAUUUUCCCCCAAGAAAGUGGGUUAAUCUCAUAAGCGCAGACAUUAGGCUAUUAGAGUAGGACCUGCCAAAGAUGGGGUACAUUGAUGUUAUGGCAGGCUUAUGCAAUGUAUGAUCAUAUAAUGUAACUAAACCGUCAUUAUUUUAUUUUAGCCUAGAUUAGGUGUUUAAAAAAAAAAAAAAUCUGUCAACAUUGAAGUUGCUGUAUAGUGGAUAGGUGAGUGCGCUGGAUCUUGUGUAUCACUAUAACCACCAUGACCACUUCAGUGAUUUGUAGGGGUCACGGUGCAGGAUCUGUAUAUGUAGUAUUUUAGCUUGAAACGCUGCACAUGCAGAGCAAUCAGCACUUCUGUACCGGGAGCUUAUCACACUUUUGGGACACGUGAGUUUGGCAGUCUGGGCUGUCCCGUCUGUGCAAAAAAUGUCAUCAGUGUGCACGGCACACUGGCAAUGGACGUUUAGAGCUUCUCCUUUGUGGACAGAACCUGCAAAGGGAAGCGUCUUUCUCCUCUUCCCUCUUUACUGAGUCAAGUCAGUAGGGCUAUUUUUUUUUUCUUUUAAAUGAUAUACUCUCCUAUUCUCCCUUCCUUCCUUCUCGCCAGCACAGAUUGCAUGCGUGCACUAUGAGCCGAUGAAACGGUCCAAUCAAAAGCUUCUCUCUACGGUGUCCAUGGCACGCCUACCAUGGGUGAAUCUCGACUCGUCAAGGCUAAAUUUUCACUUGCCAAUAGAUAGUGUUGAGUGGAACUUUUGAGCCCUGUUCUUGAUGAUAGAAAAUUCCCAGCAAUGAAGACUGUUAAGGCAGCAAACAAUAGCUGGAAAUAUUUCUGAUAAUCCAUCACAGCUACACAACUGGAAUAAAGGUUGUGCUUUUUGCUAUUCAGUGUUGUGAAGAAGACGUUAAAGGAAGUGUUUGGUUUUGUAUUUCUAUGUGUUUUUUUUGUUUUACACAAUUUUGUACACUUUGCAGCAGAACAUAGCUGGACAAAUCUACUUAGAAAAAGUGUCUUAUGUCUACCGGAAAGUAACUGAUGAUUUGCAAUCAUGGUUACACAAAUUAUAAAUUGACAGUCGAAGAUGGCAUGGUGAACAUUGCUCUCUGUAGAUAUGUAAAAUAAUGCAUUUGUGAUCUUUUUACCCUAGAAAUGCUUGUAUCUUGUAUGUCGGAAAAACAAACAGGAGAUGCAAACGUUAAACCUGCUUGUAAAAUAUCUUAUGUACUCCAUGUAAUUAGAAGAGAAGAGAAGAGGAGCAUUUAAAUCUUUAAAGGAACCAUGCAAACACUAUAAACACUAAUGGUUAUUACAGUGCCAGCAGUGUUCUUUAAAUGUAUGGUGUAAAAAGGAGCAAUCUGAAUACCAUAGCAGCUUACUCUGUUUGGAAAAGGUUAUGACCUAAGGAGAUAGGUACUAAAAGAAAAAAGAGUUAGUGUUUCGGCAUUGCAGAAAGGGUUGCAGCGAUUAGGUGUUGCCCAAUUCUGCUUUAGUUAAUCCAAUGCACCGUGGUUUCCUUGCCUCAUAACCACUACAUUAAGAUGUAAUGUUAAUAUGUUAAUGUUGCUGGGAGUAUCACUUCAACAAAAUUUCCUCCUCUGCCAGGAGGUUCCCUUGUAAAUUGAAGGGUGAAUUGCUACAUGUUGGAAAUGCACCCUUCUAACUUUUAAGACGAAAAGAAUUAAUUUGAAGAACAAUCUUUUUCAACCGGGUAGCUCAUUUAAUAGACCUUACAUGUCUGUCUAUCUUGCCAGAGAAGCAUAUUUUAUGGUUGGUCUGACUGUGUGGUAUAUUGUAGUAGGUUAUGAGUGUAGCUGUAGCAUAUUUUCACACACUGCCACAGGAAUAUCUGCAGACGGAGUGUAUGCACUGCAGGUGUGAACCAUUGCUUUGAGGAUUUAAGAGGAAAAGGCUACUUUUGGUACCGUUUUAGUGUCCAUGGAAAUGUUAAUUAUUUAGUAUUAUCUCACUAGUUCUAUUCUCCACAGUAAUAUUAAAUUGACUGCCAGUAAAAUUAUUACAUUUUCUAAAAUUAAACAUUUGAUGCAUAUUGUUCAACAUAAUAGAAUUUUUCGAUUUAUACUUGUAGUUCCUUUCUUAAGGUAACCUAUGAAAAAUUGACCGGUGGAAAACAUGGAAUGUAGAAUUUUAGAUGUUAAUCUUUACAUGUUUAUCACUCCCCCCCCCUGCCCCAUUAGUAGACCAGUGUUUGUCUUAUACUUUGGAUGCAGAGAUUGACAAUCUUACCAUGUUUUUCUUGAUCAAUUAAACUGCAUUUAGGACAACACAUUGAAAACUCUCAUUCAAGCUUGUUUAGUUGUUUAAUAUUACUAGUUCUCUUCACUGAAUCUUUGUGAUUGGGCUUGGGGUUUAUGUGAUGCACGCAUUGCUCCUAUUGAAAACAGUGUGUCAGGGCAGAUUCAAUUUAUAUUCUUUUCUAUCUGGUGUUUGCAAAACCUGCAGUAUUGGAAAAGACAGACAUUUAAGAGCUAGUUUAAAGGUUAGUAUCUCUGUUACAUGUUAUUUUUUUUUCCUUAUGGUUUGCAUAUGUUUUGUAAUGCAUUAAAAAGUGGGGUCAGUUCAAUCCUGGGGUGCUAACCCUAGGCCAUCGCAAACAAAUGCGAAAUGCAUGCUUUCUGUUUAAAUCAGUUGCUGAUAUUAUUUAUUUGUAGGGUUUUAUGUAGUGUUCUGACGUAAACAGGUAAGCCGGUUUCUCAAGCUUAUGUGCCACUGGCACAUCCACGGCAUGUUGGGCUUGAUUGCUUUGCACAAUAAGCUGUCUCUUCUGACUCACCAGGUUCAGUCACUGAAUACAUGAUGUCAGAAGGUUCCUACUGGUAAGCAUUUGCAAAAUGUUUCUAACUGAAACACUGUGUAGAACUUACUAUACUAAAUACUAGCAAGUAAAGCAAAUGAUUUUAGUUUAUUUAUUUUUAUUCUAAAGAAAGGCUCUCUUUGGGGCUGUGAUAUGUAGAAAUUGUGAUUUUUAUUUAUUUAUAUAUUUAUUAAUUACCAAAUAUAUCUGAGAUUGAUGAAGCAACAUUUUCAUGUACAAUGGAUGAACAUUCACAUUUGUAGUUGCUAUAGUAACAGUCAAGGAAUUCUUAAGUGCACUAUAUUCCCAGAGCAUUUGCAUACAAUCUAGGAAUGGGAGGAGAUGAGAAAAAUAUGUGUUUGUGUAUAUGUAUGUCUCUGUCCCUCUGUUUAUCAGUCAAUGCAAAUUGCAGCCUCGCCAGGCUUUCUUUACAUAUUUUUUUUUCUUUCUAGUGAUAUUCAUACUCUAUCGCUGCUUGCCUCGUUCACAGUGGUAUAAAUAGACUGGUCAUUACAUGUCAUUACACCUUAAUCUUGAAACUCACACAGGAUCUUGUUGGCAGUAUGGUCAUGUGACAUGUAGAAUGCUAAGGAGGUAUGGCUUUUGUCACUAAUCACAUGCAUCUUUUCUCCGAAAGAGACUAUGGCCAUUAGCUCUCAUUUUUUAUUAUGUAGAUCUGCCGUUACGUGCAUGCAAAAUAGCUCAAAAAAAGAGGGAAAGCUCUGUACAAGAGCUCUUUGCAACUUGUUUGCAGAUGAACUGGUGAAGCUGAGGCUGCUCAGAGCUAUUUAGUAUGUAACAUGCAGAGACCUCUAUCCUAUAAGUAUGUUCAGGAGGGCAAUACCCUCUGCUGGGUGUUAGGGAGUUAAUGCAGUCUGACCUCCUUGCUCCACCUCCAGAAGCAUUUUCUGUCUUCUGGGAAUGGCUGCUAUUCUUCCUUAGGGUAAUAAAUAUCAAUUUACUGGCUGGCAGUCUCUUUGUCCUGGUUAUUUCAUCUGGUUGGAGGGGAGAGAGAGAGUGUGGAGGAUGAUCUUUUUCUUCCCCCCACCCACUCCUAGUCCUUUUUGUGUCAGUGUUAUGUGCCUGCACAUACUGACACCCUGCUGAAUUAUCAAGGCCAAACUCAACAUGGCAACAAGAACAGUUCUGUACCACUUUACUUAAUUAACCCAUACCACUGACCUAUCACCUGCAGGCUGGGUUGCAGGGAGAUUAAUAUAGCACUAGCACUAAUCGGCUUGGUAUGGAAUGGGGGAGAAAUCACCUCUUGGCCUCUGUGGCUUAAGGUCCGGCUAUUUUGAACCACAGAUGGGAUUAUUACCUGCGUUUUGAUUUGACUCUGUUCUGAAUGGGAUUUGUAAUCAGGCAAAGGGAAAAUCAAUGAAGUGUGUUGAAGAAUUUGUGUAUAAAAGGGUGAGUAAGCUGUUAAUUUGUAGACAGCCUCAUCGCACUGAAAGAGUUUAGCGAUGAAGUUCACAUUAUAUUGCACAGUAUAAAUGAAAUAAUAGUUACUGUAACUCUUCUCCAAAUAGUAAUAGUCUCUGGAUCAUUGUAGCAGAUAUAAUUGGAGCAAGCCUGUUGAAUUUGAAAUACGUCACGUCAGUUGUCAUUGUGGUUUGCUAAAAGUUGCUGUCAUGUUGGUACUGUGAUCCUUUCAAUAGUGCCCCUUAAAUCUUCUUAGUAAUUCUGUGUGUCCUACAGAUCUCCAUCAUAUGCUCAGUCACACAUGUACGUAUUUACAGAUUCUGUAACAUUUGCUUUUCCCUAACAUUUUCUGAAACUAAUACUUUUUUUUUUUUACAGACAUCAUGGAUCCUUAGCAACCUCAGUUGGUUGGUAUCUCGCAGCUCCAAGGGAGGGCUGAAGGAGCAAGCGAUUGAUACCCAAUCUCUGCCACUUCCCUGCACGGGAACCUGAUACACUGUGAUACAUGCCAUGCUGGGCUACCAGGAUCUCAUGCAGACCUAACGCCCGCACUGUGCCGCAAUGAGCAGGUAUGGAAAUCAACAAGUGCAUUCAGAGUAAACAUUGGAUUGGAAUCUUUGUCUUCGUAAAAUAACCGAUCCCAAACUUAUUAGUCAAAAUAUUUGCUUUAAUAAGCAUUUAGAAUAUUAUUUCCUUUGUUGAAGGAAUGUAGAUAUUGAGGUGUAGUGGGCCAGUCUAAACCAGGUUAAUGUGUGUCCAAGGAUUAGGCUAAUGAAAUAUUUUAUAGUCAAGCAGCAACCAACCUGUUGUUCUGCAGUUGUUUUGGGUGAAGUUUUCCAGUCAUGCUCCAACAUUCACAGAUGUAUGAAGCUAAGCAUUUUAGGACUUCAAGCUUCGCCAAAGUAAAAAGUCAUAAUUCCCAAACAAGACAGCUGUCAUAUCUAUAACUCAAACUUGCCUUUGGUUAUGUAGUUUGUGUGCCUCCACCUUAUUGCUUGAUCAAGGAUUGUAUUUUAUAGAUACUUCUUCUUUACACCAGAUAAAUAUGUGUAAACAAAACAUAAAAGGACACUGCUUAAUGCAGUAGUUCUGGUGAGUGUAGUCAGUCCCUGCAGGCUUUUUACUAUAAGCAGUAUUUACAUUGCUCCCUAGGGACACUUCCAGAGGCUGCUCCUCAGAUGGCCACUGGAUGUGCUUCCUGGGGCCGUGCUGCAGAGUGUUCAGCACGAACGUUCAAUGUCUCCACGCUCUUCAUGGAGACACUGAACUUUCCACAAAGAGAUGCAUUGAUUCAAUGCAUCUCUACGAGGAGAUGCUGGUUGGCCAAACCGGCAUCCGGUCCCACCCCCGCCUCCUUGAUGAUAUCAGCCAAUCCAAUGCUUUUUUUAUGGGAGAUCAUUGGAUUGGCUGAGAUCAUCAUUUCUUAUGUCAGUGGUUCAAUGGUGGUUUGAGAGCCGGCCAGGGCUGGCAUACCUGUGCGGCGCUGGAAAUAAGGUAAGUUGUAUUACCUUUUUAAGGGGGACAAGCCACCUAAAUGGUGGUUUUAACACUAUAGGGUCAGGAAUACACAUUUGUCUUCUUGACCCCAUAGUGUUCCUUUAACUUUAGCUUGCCUAAUGUAUAUUAUUUAAAGAUCUAAACUACAGAUGUCCUUUUUAUUUAAUUAUAUUUGUACUGUUAUUUAUAUUUCUAGGCAAAUACUUUAUUCUUGCAUUGUUAGGUUAUUUGUUGCUGGGCGAAAAUAAUGAAAUUUUGUAGUUCAGUAUCCAGUUGGUAGUCUUGGAUGCUGUAAAAUAUUUUAGAAAUACAAAUCUCUAAUCAGGCAUAAAAGUUGUAUGCUUGUGAUGUAACCCUCUGUCUUAAUAGGUACAAGAGAGAAGAGAGAGCAAAAUGAAUGGUGGCAGUGAGAGUGGAGGAGGAGAUAACUAUGGAGGGCCCCCUUUGGUCCAAGUGCCAAUUGGCUGGCAGAGGAGGGUUGAGCAAGCCACUGUGGUAUACGUCAGGUGAGUUUUUGGCCUUCAUUUAACUGUUCAAACAUGCAGUUUCUCCCCUUCAUACAUGUGCAUCACCUUGUAAUAUGUCUGUUGGUGAGAACCUAUGGAUUGUGAACAUAAAGCCAUGUUUUUUGGAUAAAAGGUUAGAAUGUUAGAAUGUAGUGGGUAUCUGUGUACAUGAAUCUGUGGGAGAGUGUAAUUACUCUUUUUUUCACGUAAACUGGCAUGAACAAAAGCAAAAAGUAAAAUUGCAGAAUUCUGCCUUGAGAAGGACGUGUUAAAGUGGCUGGUCUAAAUAAAGGAUUACUUUUGCACUAUUCUUUUUAUUUAAAGGAUCACUAUAGGGUCAGGAACACAAACAUGUAUUCCUGACCCUAUAGUGUUUAAUCCACCAUUUGGGUGGCUUGUCCCCCCUUAGCACCUCUAUAAAAGUGUAAAAAUCACCUUAUUUUCAGCGCUGCGUGGGUUUGCAGGCGCUUUCUCCGCCUCCUUUGUGACAUCAUCAAAUUGGCAGAUUUUUAGCCAAUCCAAUGCUUUUCCUUGCAGAUCGUGGAGACGCUGAAUGGCAGGGCUGCUACUGUGCAGCACUGAGCCAGGAAGCACCUCUAGUGGCCACUUUGAGGUGUGACAAGGCAGUGUUUACAUGAAAAUGCCUGUAGGCAAUGAUUAUACUCACCAGAACAACUACAUUAAGCUUGUAGUUGUUCUGGUGACUAUAGUGUCCCUUAAUGUAACUUUGUUUUUCAUUGUGCCACUCAAAUGAAAAUUGUUAGAUCUACCUUUUGUUGGCUUUUACAAUUUGUAUUCAAUUAAGGGAGAACUCAGUGUGGUGGUUAUAGUGCAAAGAGUCUGUGAGUGUUGUUCUGUGUUUUCUAUUCCUGUCUUACCAUCUUGGAGCAAUGUUUGGCUAAUAGAUUGGGGAGGGGACUUGCCAUCUAGGGUUGAUGGAUUUGGUAAAGGUAAUGUGCAAUUGUAAAUUCUGCAUUAUUUGUGUGACAGAGGAAGGAGAGGUCUCUGGGUGCUGGGGAGAGCUUAACUUUUUUUCAAAUGGUUUGACAGAAAAGCAUGGGAUAGCACCCACAGUCUCUUUGAACCAUAAUCACUAAACAGAGCUGUAGUGGUGAUGUUGCAUGGAGUGCCCCUUUAAGUUUUAUAUGAUGUAAAGAAAUAAGAGCAAACAAGAAAUUGAAAGCAGACGACAACACAAUCAUUACAAUUGACAAGAGUCAUUGUCCAUUUAUCAGUAAUUUCACCUGCAAGUUUGGACAACUAUUACAUACAUGAACUAACCUACAUUUUAUGUCCAAAGAAUCAUGUUCAUAGAAAACUUCCAAUUUGUUGAUCCUUUUGCUGUUUAGUUAAUUUUUUUAUAUAUUUUUUUUUCUUUUUACUUUUUUUGUUUGGUUUGUUUGACUUGAUUUUGCUAACUUCAUCAUUUGAUUGGCUUUGCAGUCCUAGUGGUACAAUCCUUACCUCUAUGGAUCACUUAAGGAAGUAUUUAGUCACUGAUGGAACCUGUAAGUGUGGGCUGGAGUGUCCGCUUAACAUCUACAAGGUAAGUCUGAGAGCAAGAGAGAAAAUCAUUCCCUAGUAUGGUAUUAGUUAGUGUUAUUUGAUAUUUUCACAUUUAUAUUUCCAUGUCAUUCAGUAUAUAACCAUUGCUUGCAGUAACAAGCCAUAACACAACUGUUUGCAAAUGUUGGUUAUUAUAUAGUUGUAGUUGAAAUAUGAUAUUCCCUACUUUUAUUUUUCUUCAUUAUAUCUUUUUGUUCAUAUUUCCAAUUUACAGCUGUUCUGUGACCGAUUACAUUGUAUGUUAUAUUGCUUUUCUGGCAUUGUGAAGAAAAGAAGAUCAAUCUAUCUAUUAAAUAGCACAUUUAGCUCGGUGAAAUUUAAGCUACAUAGUUUGAGCCAUUUUCUGCCUUUAAUACACCUUAAAAGUACCCCUAAUGUUGUUGCUGAUCAAUAGAUCCAAAGCAUCAAAUUGCAAACAAAUGCAUAGUUCAGAAACAUUGGCACCUUCUUCAUAUCACCACACUUCCUCUCUCUCAGCAUCGUCAGUAUGGCCGCAGAGAGAACUUUCCAUGAAGAACCACAGUUGUUGAAAAACAGUUUGACAGAAAUCUAGAGGACCUUGCCCAAUGAUUUGUUGUGGUUGUAAUGCUUAGAGUGCCCCUUUAACGUCUGCCUAAAUCUACUGAGUCCUAAAAUAUAUGUCCCUCCAUAUUUAAUAAACUUGCAUUGGUAUUUGUUGGCUUCUGUGGCAUUUUUGAACUUCCUCUUUGGUAAACCUAUAUAAACCAACUUUUUUUUCCCUAUCCUCAUUUGUACAGGUGUUUAGCUUUGACCCCAGAGCAGUGGUGAAGAGGCGUAGUGCCGAAGACGUGAAAGCUGAGGAAGACAUGACCAAACUCUGCAACCAUCGUCGGAAAAUUGUGGCCCUUGCAACCCUGUACAAGAGCAUUGAGAGUACUCCCCUUGCACUACAAAGCCAAGCUGCUGGUAAUUGGACUUAACUUUUCCCUCCUUUUGAUAACCAUCCUAUGUUUUUUGUUUUUGUUUUUUUGCUGUUUUUUUUUUUUUUUUUAUCUAUGAUUGGAAAUUUGGAAAAAUUAUGGAUCUGGUGACAAGGGUUUAUCUAGCAGCUCUUGAUGCUAAUACCCUGCAGAUUUUAGGAGAGAUCUACUGAAUGUGCAGGUUCUGGUUGAUCAAAUUGGUUCCAAACUAUUGAAGAUCCAACAUUAGUUAGAAAUGGUUUUCUCUCAAUCAAAAUGGUGGGAAACAUAUAUAGUUUUAAAUGUAAAACCGAAAAAGGGGAUAUGUGUAGGCACCCAAAAUAGAACAAAAUGUGAACAAACUGUUACCUGCAAACUCUCUUGUGACUGUAUCCACCUCACUGUUUUAGGAUUUUGUGAUAAUUUUAAAUGUAUUAAAUUUUUUAUGCACCAAAAAUGAUCCUAAUUAUUUGUUUGUUAAAAUAUCUUUAUUAUCAUUUUAUUUGUUUGUCAAAUCACUUGACAUAAAAUAAGAGGAACAGUAACCAAAAUGCGUAAACGACUUCUUUAAAGGUUACUUUAAGAACACCAACGACUAUAGUAGUUAUGGUGCCAGGAGUCGCCUGGUGCUGUCCCCACUGUAAGUAGUCAAACCGCGUUCGAAUAAUUUGACAUUUACCUUAUAUACUUUAUGCAAAUAUAUACUUUAAGCAGAAAGUCUUCUUCUACAUUAGAUAUAUAUGUUCCAUCUCUAUUCCAGACUCUCUUGCCUGAUGAAAUCCAAGAAUGGAAUUGAUGUUGUUAAUGCAGAAGGGAAACUUUUUAUUUAGCGAUAUUUGAAGUUGUCCUACUUAAGUCUUAAAACACUUGACUACUUACAGGGGACUGCACCAAGGCACUGCUGACACUAGAACCACUGCAGCAGACUAUAGCGGUUAUGGUGCUUAGACUAUCCAUGUAAAUUAUAUUUUGAAAAGCUAUUAAACUCAUUUAUCUGAAAUAUCAUUUUUGAUUUUGUUAAGAGAAACAAAAAUUGUAUGGUCUUCAGAAGACUACAGUAAAUGAAAGUAAACCAUAAUAUACAGGUAUUGUGCUUUGCAGUUGCAUUUGACUAUAUGUUAUCAGUGGUACUUAAUGUUUGACACUAGUAUGAUGAUGCAUUUUUCAAUCAAGGAUUACCUCAGUCACCUAUUUUUUGUUUGUAUUGUAAUAAUUGUACAGCUUUAAUUUUGAAUAUGAUCUAUUAUGUACAGACCACAGACCCCAAAUUAGGACAAGAUGGUGCAGUGAAAGGAGAUUCAUAGUUCCUUCUUUUGUUCCAUUUAACAUUGAUGUUGACAAAUCUUGAUGACGUCUGUCAUUACAGGUUUGCCCACUAAUUGGGUUUCCAUUAAGCAUUAUUUCCCUCCCUCUUUUAUCUUGAAUAUGACUCAUGGGAGGUUCCCAGAAACCAAUCUAUUCACACUUACUUGACUUACACCAUAUACAGUGGAAGCCCCUCUUGGAAGGAAACUCUAUGUGGGAUAGGUAAAAAAUAAAUCUAUAUGUACAUAUAAAUAUCUUUUUGUGGGCAUUUUAUAAAAAUGUUCCAGUUAUGAAUUACACUUUAUUUUUUAUAUUACUUUAUAAAUGUGGAAAGUUUUCAAAUUUCUAUUGAACAGUGCCUCAUCUUAAGUUUAUCUGAACUAUUUACAGGAUGUGGACCCAGUCAAAAUUUCCACGGAAUGUCCGCCAGCCCAAAGAUGGGACAGCACCCUUUGCCCCAGGACCCUGACAUCUUCACCAAACUCAUGAUGGAAAAAGCCCACAACAUGCCUACACACCAUGUGGUGGAGAAACCUCUGGAUCAGAAACAGGAACUCUUCGCUUCCAAUCCUGGAGAAAGGUACCCUGGAAUCCGAUCCAGCCAGCGGCCUGCUCUGCCAAGGCAGCAAGGGGCACCACUUGGUGAGCCCUUUGCCUUAAGGACCUGUCCACCAGCACCAUCUAAUGGUAGCUAUGAGGUGUUUCCCAGGACUCCGCAAGCCAUAUCACAUGAGCUGUGCUCCAGCUCUUUUACACAAGUUAAGUCUUCCCAGAAUCGACCUUCCUACCCCUCAUGUAGUCAAGAACUUUCAGAUUUGUCUCCGAAGUCUUUGUCAUUUAGCUCUUGUAGUUAUGUGCCUGGUGGCACUUUCUCUCGGACGCUGGAAGAGUCUACUCAGGGCCCCAGACGGCCUUUUGCCUUCCCUGAGAAGGAUCCACUGGGCAUUUUGGACUCAAACAGCUGUAGGCCUCCCAGUCCAAAGCAACACACAUUGAACUCUCCCCCUCCACUGCAUUCUCAGGUUCCCAUCAUGAAUGCACAUUCUGUUCCGGAACAUAACUCUGGUAACCGAUCUUCUCCUGCUGUGCCCCAACAUUUCUCCCCAUUUACCCGUAGUGGAGCACUAACGUCUCCAUCAACAACGCGAUCUUCAGUCUCUUCAAUCUCUUCUCCAGCUGGCAGUAUGGAGCCAUCCCCACAACGCUCCCGUCACUCCUCUGCUUCCUCUGAGCACUUCCCUGGUCCUCCAAGGUCUAGUUCCAGAUCUCCACGACCUGUUGGUUCUCCUAAACGAUCUGUGCCCCACAGUCCAAAAGCAAUACUUGAAGGCCUCCCUCCAUUUGGGCAGGCCCAACUGGGAUCAUCAUCAAAUGCCAGCCAUGCCUUAACCCACCAAAGCAAUAAAGCAGCACCACCUGUGUCUUUGGGAGCAGCGCAAGGCUUACUAGGCUUUCCUCUUGGUUGCAUUUUGGGUCAGCAAAGCAAUGCCUCGUUCCCGGCCAGUAGCCUUCUAACAGCAGCAGCCAAGGCUCAAAUGGCAAGUCAAACCAAACCAGAAGCCACGGUCCCUAGCACUUUACCUAGCCGGUUGCUCAACCCUUGUACCUUCCUCUCUGGAACUGGCACACAAGAAAGCCGGGGGCUGCCUAACAGGACUCAUUCACAGAGAAGGGAUGUAUUAGUAAAGCGUAAAAGACAGAAAAAUUCCCCAGGGCCUGAUAUUAGUACACACGAAUCUGGUGGACCUCCCUUUUCACCCAAUAGCCCUAGUGGGCUCUCCAAAUUUAAUCCUGGUGUAUCAAAAUUGUCUGGGAUUGGAGGGCAGCUUGAGGAAGACCUGGGACGAUACAAAGUCCCUCCUUCAUAUUCAUUUGCUGGUCAAACGGUAUCUUCUGUUCAAAUGCCUCGUUCGUCAGCUGAGGAGUCUCCAAGCCAAAGCAAAAAUCCCAGCCUUUCUCCAGCUUCCCAGGACGUUAGCAGUCAUCUCCUUGGCCUUGUAGGGCAACUAGUCCAGACAGCUACAGAGCAGAACUCAGGGACACCUUUACCACUGAAGUUACCUUCAGGCUCUACGGGGACAAACCCAUGUAAGUAUACAUGAUGUAUUGGUUUAGGGUAUAAGUUUAAGUCUUGUGUAAAAAUGUCUAAUAAUAAAGAAUUCUGUUUUAUUGUUGCAAUCACAGAUGGUAAUCUUUGUAUAAUGAUUUACUGUGUAAUUGAAUGUACAGGGCUGGACAUGUGCUCUUGCUUGUGAAAAGUAAUACAUUCUAUCAGACAAAGGAGGGAAAAAAAUAAUGCAUUUCUACUUAUUAAUGUAUGGGUUAGUGAUUUUGCUUGUCCUAGGGGUAGGCAACAUUUGGCACUUUAGAUGUUUGGACUACAUUUCCCUUGAUGCUUUGCCAGCAUUGUAAAAGCACAAAAGUGCCGAAGGUUGCCUACCCAUGUAACCUAACUAAUAAAUGUUGGUAGUAUUUUUUGUGUUAUGGCUGUGCAUGCACCUUAUUUCUGCACGGAUGUAUUCCAAUAUGUUUCCUCUGUACUUAUGUUGAGUGUCUAUUUUAUUUUAGCUUCCACUACAAAGCCCAACCAAUCUCCAAUUGCAAAAUCGUCUCCUGUUCCCAGCCUAUUACAGAACUGUGUCACUGAAGGCAACAACGAAUUACCAUGUGCCCUUCCACCUGGUGGGGAUGGCUUCUCUUUUCUGGGCCAGGAUCAAGUUCUGCCUUUUGUUGCCACUCCUAGCCUGUUAAACUUGGCAAUGCUGGGGUCAUUGCCACUCUCCCUCAGCCUAAAUCAGCACCAACAGCUAUUAAACCAAGGCUUGCUAAAUUUACUCUCUUCUUCCUUAUUAGGAAGUACAGAACUUGGCUUCAUGGGACUGCAGAAUCCACCACUUACUCUGCCAUCUGCUGUAGGUGAUCCAGAAAACAAUGCUUUGCAGGCUUUGUUAAUGGCAUCUAUCCUUCAUAGUCCUCUUUUACCACUGGGAGGGCUGGGCUUGCCACAUUUAGACCUUUCCCAACAAAACCAUCAGCAAAGCAAUCUGCUGUCCUCUCUUGCACCCUUACUUGACUCUCUACCGCCUGCACAAACUGACACAGCUGAGAAAACUGAGACGCCCAUUACCCUUCCCGAGACCUUCUCUGAGAGCACUCUCCAACCACUGCUUUUCCCUCCUGUCUCGGCCUCGCCAGCCCUCAUUGCCCUGAAUUCAGCACUUCUGGCUGCCAGUCUUGGGGCUGUUGACUCCUCCACUUGCCCUGGACAGGUAACUAGCAAUGAAGACACUGAUCUGUUGGGAUGUUUUGCAUAAAGGUUAAUAGAAUGAGCAAUCUAUAUUACAUUUCAAUUGAUUUGUAUGUAAUCAUGCCAUGAGAUUUGGUAGCCCUAAAUGGUUAACACCGUAAAAUAUUUAUUUCACCAGUAUCAAAUAGUUGGAAGCACUUCAAUAAGCUGUUGUACUUAUGGUGCUUUCAGUGUACUUUAAAAUAAAUAAAUGCAAAAAGCAUAAAUCAAACCUGUUUAUUACUAAAAGAUGAUUGCAUAGGCCGACUAUAGGUUGGCUAUGGAUUGUGGAUUAUAUUUUUGACUUAUGUUAUUUCUGUCUGGCACAAAUCAGAUUCCAUUAAUGCCUUGCCCACAUACAUAAAAAAAAGAAUAUGGUAGAUGCACCACCAUCCCAAUAUAUUUUGGAGAAGUGUUUUAAACGUACUACCUAUGUUGUUGGGUUUUAAUUUUGUUUUGUUUUUUAAUGUGUUGUUUUUUGUUGGCUAGGUAACUACAUAGGAUUGUUACUUGGCUGUUAUACAUGCUAAUCUACAUUCUGUUACAGAUCAAUAGCUCCUGUGCUGGGUCUGCAUCCAUUACCACAACCACUAACUCACCUGCCUUAUCAGAAGGGAAGAUACCGUCAUCUGAAACACACAGCACCUUCAACCUCCAGCAAUCACAAACUUCAUCUGGCAGACUUAAUACUCUCAUGCCACCUCUUCUCAACCCAUUGCUUACAGCUGGCUUGUUAGGUAAGGUGAAAGGACUAUAAACUAUUUCAUUUAGGUGAUUAGGUAACAUGAACCUUCUCUGCCAAAAUAUUGAUACAGUACAUUCCAGUGCAGGUGUCUAGGUUAAUCAUACUGCUCAUAAAUCCGAUUUUCUUUGUAUAAUGAUGAUAAUUUAGGCUAAACAUUUCACCUCCAUUUCAUUAUUCCUGUUGUUAAUGUUGAUCGAAAACCCUCACAUUAAAUACAUUUUAUAAUUAUACUUAUCUAUUUCAUCCUUUCAUCUCAGUCUCAAUGUAUGACAACUUGUCCUUUGUACAGUCUUGAUGUUAUGUGAAUAUGUCUGUGUGUCGAUAUUCUUACCAUUCAUGUAUUUUUCACUUUUCUUUGAUCUGAAUCUACAGGUGAUCUCUCCACAUUGAAUACAAAUACUGGUGGGCAUUUAGGAAACCUCCAGACGCUGCUGAGUGCUCAUGCCCUGCUUCCAAACCAGCAGGCUUUUCUUCCUUCCCUUCCAGGACCUCUAGGGAUGCACUUGUUCCAGGGACAGUCUCUUCUGCAGGGACACCGGAGCAACACUCAGGUAAUCCCUUCCAUUUUUUAUUUUUUUUAUUUAUUCUUUAUUUAGUCGUCAAUGAUGAAAUGUUACAUUUGAGUGCCUUUGUACAUCAAGUCAUGUUAACACUUUUGGAUCCAAGAAUUAAAUAUACAAGUAAAUUGCUUAAACACAGUACACUUUUGUCCAACAUUUCAUUCGGUUCUUAGCUAAUAUUGCAUUUUUUUUUUUUUUUUUCCAAUGUGUUUUAUUUUAGGCAUAUUAUUGUUUACACAUCGUAUAAAACAGAAUACGGGGUAUAUCAAGGGGUACAAAAGAGAAAAGGGAAGGGGGAAGGGAAAAAGGGGAAAAGCAGCUUGUACAAAUUUACACAUAUCCUUCAGUACAGUACAAUGUAAUACAGUUUGAAACAGCUAACAAUUCGAAUGUCUGGUAAUCCUUGGUAAGAGGACAUUAUAGGCAUUAUAGGCAUUACAGAUAGCAUGAGAUCUUCACAUAACAUAUUGGAGGUAGACAAGCAUUUGGCAAGUGAAAAUACCUUAGGGCAUACUGACUUACUCGUAGGGGGGCUGCUUUAUGGGCCCAUGGAGUAAGGGGUGAGGGGGAAACCCGGUUGGGGUUAGUGGUCGGAUUAUGGCACCUGGGGCGCCUCCCCCUCUCUAAAGAAUAUCCAACUCUGCCAACUUAAUUUAUACCUGCUUUGGUUAUUUGUCAGCCGGCUAGCCAUACGUUCAUAAGCAUGGAGUGAGUCCAGCCUGCUGAGGAUUUCUGGCAUUGUUGGCGUCAAUGGUGAUUUCCAUCUAUGUGCGAUGGCAGUUUUAGUAGCCAUGAGACAGUGGAUCAUGAAAGGGAUUGCUUCCUUGGGAAGAGAAUUCGGAAAAAUAUGUAGUAGAAAGCAUUCUGGGGAUUGGGGGAUGUGCACCCCCAGGAUUUUAUACAGAAGGGCGUGUAUGUCCCGCCAUAGAGUGGUAAUAGGCGUACAUGACCAAAAUAAAUGAAAGAGGGACCCUGCGCUAUUUUGGCAUCUCCAACAGCUUGCGUCAGAGCCCGGGUAGAUGCGGGCCAGUUUGGUGGGGACUAGAUACCAACGCAUUGUUAAUUUACAGUAUGUUUCCCAUUGGUUAAGGCUAUGGGACGCCUGUUUAGUUAAUUUUUGGGCGCGAUGCCAUAAAUCAUUAGAAAAAUGCUUUCCCAGAUCUGAUUCCCACUUAGACAUAUAUGAUGGUUUGGACAGUUUGUCUUGGAGCAGUAGAGUGUUGUAACAUAGAGAUAAUGCUUUGAUUUUUGGAAGCUUGCCCAUGCAUUUGUGAAUGAAGGGUGAUGUAGAGUCGGGUUCACUCAGGCUAAUCCCGCUUUUCUGAAUUAUGUUUUUUAUUCUGAGAUAGGAGAAUAGUUCCCCUGGGGGGAUGUGGAAUUCCCUAAUCAGGUCUGGGAAGGGCUUGAUGCCUUCAGCGGAUAGUAGGGAACGAACCUGGGUGAUCCCUUUCUUAAGCCAUAUGUCUAGGUGUAUGUUUGAGGUUCUUGAAGUCAGGGCUUGGAUUGGAGCGGCUAGGAGUAGGUCGUUAUUCCGUAGGAAGAGCGGUGUAGUUUGUUUCCAGUUGUGAAAGAGCGCGACUGUGGUGGGCAGCAAGGAUGUGGCUUUGGGAAAUUUGGACCCGGCCCACAGGGAAAGUGGGAUCGAGCCAUUAGGUGUGCAGGCGUUCUCCAAUGCCAGCCAUAUUGGGGGAGAGGGGCGUUCGAGGAUCGUGAGGCCCUGGGCCAGCAGGGACGCCCUAUAGUAAAGGGAUAUAUUGGGAACACCCAGACCUCCUUUUGUGAACGGGCGCCAUAGUGAGUUUUGCGCUAUCCUGGGGGGUUUCCUCUUCCAAAUAUGAGCAUUGAUCAUGGCCUGGAAUUUCUUUAGGAGCGAGUUUGGGAUUGUAAUGGGGAGAGUGCGGAAUAAGUAUAGAAUGUGUGGGAGGAUCAUCAUUUUUACAGUGUGGAUACGUCCUAACCAGGAGAUCUCCUUCUCCUCCCAGGACUUGAGGAGUUGCUCUAGAUUGUGAAUGAGUGGCAAGUGGUUUUCGUGCGUUAAUGCUGAGAGCUUCGUUGGCAAUUUAAUACCCAAGUAUGAAAUGGAGGAGUUCCGCCACUCAAACGGGUAUAGUGUUUUUAGAGGGUUUAAAGAGGAAGGUGGCAAUCCCAAUGCCAAUGCUUGUGUUUUUUUGGCGUUGUUUUUAUAGAACGAGACCUUACCGUAAGUUUCCAGCAAAGUUAGUAGGUUUGGUAAGGAUUUUGCUGGACGUGAUAAGAAGAGAAGGACAUCGUCAGCGAAUAGGGCUAUUUUUUGAGUCCCGAUGGGGGUAGAUAGGCCUUCGAUCGAAUUGUCACUUUUGAUAUGUCUAACCAGUGGUUCCAUGCAAAUUAUAAAGAUUAAUGGGGAGAGGGGACAGCCCUGUCUAGAGCCAUUGGAUAUUUGGAAAGACUGAGAUAGGAACCCUGAGUUGAAUACUUUGGCUUCUGGAUUGGAAUAUAGGGCCAUAAUGCCUUUCAGGAAGUCUUGUGGUAUGCCCACUGCAGUUAGGACAGCCCUCAUGUAAGACCAAUUAAGGCGGUCGAAUGCUUUUUCCGCAUCUAGAGCUAGUAAAAUGCCAUGUUGGUUGGUUUUUUGGGCCCAGGAGAUGAGGUUCAGGAAGUGCCGCGUGUUAUCCCCCGGUUGUCUAUGUGGGACAAAGCCUGCCUGUUCUGGGGAAACCAGGUCUCUCAGGAGGGGUUGGAGGCGGUUGGCUAAUAAUUUGGCAAAAAGUUUUAUAUCUGCGUUCAACAAGGAGAUUGGUCGCAGGUUGGCGCAUUCGGUAGGUGGUUUGCCGGGCUUAGGAAGUGUAACGAUAUGUGCUAGCAGCAUUUCUUUCGGUAUUGUCCCUGAGUCCCUGAAGGAGUUGAAGAGGUUUGUGAGGUGCGGGGUAAGCUGUGUCUUGAAUGUGGAGUAAAAGUGGUUGGAGAACCCGUCUGGACCCGGCGCUUUAUGUUUGGGCAGUUUGCGAAUUGCGUUUUGUAUUUCUUCCUCUGUGAAUUUGGCUGAUAAGGUUGCGCAUUGACGUGCCGAUAAGUGCGGCAGCUCUGCUCCCGUCAAAAAGGUAGCUAUGUCUGUGUCUAAUGGUUGGUGUAAAGUACUGUCCUGUGCGAGGUUAUAAAGUCCUUUGUAGAAAUUGGCCAAUUCGUCUACUAUAUCUUGUGGGUUAAACAAUUUUGAUCCAUUGGACGAAGUCAUGUAUGGUAGUUUAGAUUGUAUGUAUCGGGAUUUUAGACGCUUUGCGAGUAAUUUGCCAGCCUUGUUCCCCUGCAUGUAGUAGGCGAGCUUUAAUUUGCGGAGCUGUCGUUCCACAUUUAUCAGGGAAAUAUUGAGUAUUUUGUCCCUUAACUUUUCAAUAGUACGGGAUAGCUUUUUAGAUGGUUUGAGUUUAUUAAUUUGUUCUAAGGAUUUAAGUUGGGAAUGAAGGUUAUCUGACUCGGUGAGGGUUUUCUUUUUGUUAAUUGCGCCUGCUUGAAUUAAUAGGCCUCUUAGCACUGCUUUUAGGGCCAGCCAUUUAGUGUCUAUGCGUGUGCUGUCGGAAAGAUGGUUCUCGAAAAAUGAUAUUAUGUUAUCCCGAAUUUUUGCCGCCGUAGUCUCGUUGUCGAGGAGGGAUUCGUUUAGUCGCCAGGCACUGCGCCCCCGUGAUGGAAACAAGGCCCUGAAAGUAGUGGUUACCGGCGCGUGGUCGGACCAGGUCCGGUCACCUAUUUGCACUUCUAUUAUAUUCGAUACUGUAUUUUUAUCUACCCAGCACAUAUCUAUACGCGAGUAUGUGUGAUGGACUCGUGAGAAAUAUGUGUAGUCUCGAUCUUUCGGGUAAAGGGAACGCCAUGAAUCGUAAAGGUCGUGCCUGUGGAGUAGUGUGCUAAGGGUUGCGCUCAUUGUGUUAGCAAGUUGGAGAGGUUGUUUGUUUGCUAUUCUCUUGAUGUCUAGAUCGGGGUCUAGUGUGCAAUUGAAAUCGCCACAGAUAAUAGUGUGCCCUACACGGAUAGUAGCGAUUUUAUACAGUGCUCUUUUAAUGAAGGAAAUUUGGGAGUUGUUGGGUGCAUAAAUGGAAGCAAUUGUAAGUUGCAUACCAUUCAGCGAUCCUACCACUACAAGGAGCCUGCCCAGCUCGUCUACAUAGGAAUUAUCAAGAUGAAAGACCCAAUCAAUAUGGAACAGAAUUGCCACUCCUUUCGUUUUGUUUGGUGCAUGGGCAUGAAAUACCUGCUGGUAUCUGGAUGAGCUCAGUUUAGGGGGGUUUCUUUUGCACAUGUGUGUUUCCUGGAGGCAGACUAUGGCAGCCUGGGAAGUAUGAAUGGUCUUAAUCACAGAGCUCCUUUUGAAUGGGCUAUUUAGGCCGUUGGCAUUCAUAGAGAGACAUUUAAAUUGGAACGUCAUCUUAAAGAGAUAUACAAUAAAGCUUGUUGGUCACAGCAUACUGUCUGCCAGCGACACCCAUGGGACCUGUGGAUAGAUGGUGCGUAGUGUAGAAUAAGGGAAGAUCGAAUGGCUGAGUACGACCUGCACAGAUAUGGGACAACGGAGCUGCCAAGGGGAUGGGAAGGGAAUUAACAGGAAAGACAAAAUCAACAAACAAAGGUAUAUACAUUAACUCUCUCUGGGACGAGAGAAAAUACUGGGAUCCGGAGGGGAGCCUAAAGCUCCAAAUACCUCGGAUACCUUUGGGGGGUCGUGCGGAACAGGGCCGCACCCGGACCAGAAUCUUAGAGUAAGCAAGAAUGGAACGGAAAAUAUACGCAAGAGGGUCUGAAACCUGGACAGCAUUCUCGCCUGCGCCCCCUCUAAAUCCCUGAUGCAUUAUAGUGGAGAAGGGUAACGUAAUUAUAGGGACAUAACCGGGAUUGCUGCGGCUGCUUGGCGGAAGGGGUUUUUUUUUUUUUUUUUUUCUUGUGAUAUAUGAUACAUAUUUCCUUCUAUUAGGCUGAGCAUGGUCGAUAGUGUAUCUAAAGACGUAAUCAUAGUUCACAGGAGGCGGCCACUUGGCCAUGUGUGUGUUUAACGUUCAUGGGGAGGAGGGGGGCCUAGGGAGACCUAGCCCUAGGGCCUACUGGAGUACAGGGGGAUGAGAUGUUACACAUGGGGACCUAAACGAACAUUAUGACAUAGCAGUUUUCAAGAGGGGGGAUUACUCCCUUGCAAACAUUCCUCAGAUAAAACAGUAAAACAUGUACGACCUCCCUUAUUAGUAUGAGCAAUACUUAAUGGAAAUUGUAUAAACUUUUUUUUUUUUUUUUUUUUCCUUCAUCAUGUGAACUAUCCUUGCCCCCCACCCCACACCCUCAUCCAACAAUAUGCCACCGUGUACGUUCAUACGAUACCACUCGUAGCAACUGGGGUCUGUGACCCUUAGCGAUGUAUAGGCUUAGAGCCCUUGCUUGAGGCAUAAGCCAGCUGGAGACAGUUCAGGAGUAAGAGGUAGAAGUUCGUGACGGGCGAGGGCAUCGACAGUCAGCACGGUGUCUUCUUAUGCAGCUGUAGGGUGCAUCAACAAGUGGAGGCAGGGAGAUGCUGUCCUGUAUGGGAUGGCUGUUAUCGUCGAGCGCCAACCAUCUGCCAUUCUGGCUGGGAUUUCUUCAGGGUGGUCGAGGCGUUCGGUUGUUGGUGGGUGGCUUCUUGUUGGCCCCAGAGUCCCCAGAGUUUCAGCAUGGAUAAACCUUUCAGGGGGUCAUCUAUAGUGUGGAGCUUAUUCUGCCGCCAGAUCAAUAGUUUUGUAGGGAAUCCCCAACGGUAAGCCUGGUUGUGGUUGCGUAGGGUUUUGGUAAUGGAGGAGAAUUCUCUGCGUCUUGCCAUAGUGAGGGCCGAUAGGUCCGCAAAGAUAGAGACAGCGUUAUAAGGGUCGGGCAAUGUGGCUUGGGCUCUAGCGGCCUUAAGAAGAGCCUCUUUGGCUUUAAAAUGAUGAUAGCGCACGAUAAUGUCGCGUGGAACCUCCGCGCCUAAUCUGGGCGGUUUUGGAACCCGGUGGGCUCUGUCCAGUUCCCAGGUUACCUCUGAGAGGUCAGGGACCAGCGCGGUGCUUAAUGCGGUAAUGUAGGCCGAGAUCUGAUCUGUUGAUACGGACUCUGCCACUCCCCGGAACCGCACGUUGUUCCUGCGAGAGCGGUCUUCCAUAUCCGCCAUUUUAUGCCAUAAUUUGAAAUUGUCUUCUUCUAGUUUCUGUAUUCUCUCCGCCAUCAGAUUGUGGGCAGAGGAGAGAUCAUCUGUUUUGCGUUCGACCUGGUCGGUCCGGUCACCCAGCUCCUCUAAUUCUUGGUGGAUGCCCGCCAAGGAGGUGGUAAAAUCCUCUUUAAUAGUGGACCUGAGGUCCGCGAGCGCUUGUCUCAGAUACUCCUUAGAGAAUUGUGAGUCGUCUGAUAGCGAGUGCGUAGGCGACUCGGUGCAGGGGUCGGGGUCCGGAGACUGAGCUCUGCUGGCGACGCCAUCUUGGGCCUGCUUCAGCCUGUCUUUCUUAUGUUGGCGGACCGUGUCCGUAAGUUUCGUCUGUUUUGAGGGAGACAUUAGGAGCCGUGUAGCCUUAUCUCCCGCUGGUUCAGGGCAAUCUUGCGAGAUUUCCUUGUUAAAAGUGUUUAUUCUGGUCCGGGUGUGCGGAGCUCCUACUCCAUGCGACCGAUCUUGCCGGAAGUUGGACACGCCCCCCUAAUAUUGCAUUUUUUAACUGUCAUUAAAAGAAUAAAACGAGAAAAAAAAUAUGUAAACCAGGAAUCGGAAGGAGAAGGGAGUGGGUUUCCACCACGGCAUGAACUCGCCAUAAUGUCUCUCAUGGGAACCUAUAUGGUGUCCUUGUAGGCCUGCAAUGGCUCCCAAAUUUUUUAAAACUACGUUUAUCUUUUGUCCGUACUCCCACAUCUGAUGCUCACCUCCAAGACUUCUCCAGGGCUGCAUCUUUUCUGUGUAACUUCCAUUUCCUUCUCCGUUAGACUUUCAGCCAGUCUCCAAUCCUUCAAAAAAUCUUUGAAAACUCACUUCUUCAGGAAAGCAUAUCAUUUAAACUGUUAGCGGGUUUUCUCCCCUCCCUGUGUCCCCCACGGUUUACCAAUCCCAUGUUAAGUGUUGUAGAGUCGCCGUUGGCCCCAGCAGAGGUACAUCCAGUCCCAGUUCUGCAAAACCUAGAGUCCGCCAAAAAUUGGAAAGAUCACCGGCUAGCUGUAUGAACUUCGUUUUGCCAUUCGCAAAAGUGAACAACUUGAAAGGGUGCCCCCAUGCAAACUGCAUCUUGUUGGCACGUAGUGUAUCCGCAAUCUGUUUCCGCUGCUUUCAUUUUUAUAAAGUAGUGGGAGCCAAAUCUUGAUACAUUUUCGGCAGAGUAUCCUGGUAUGUGGCUUCUGAGCUGCGGAUACUCCUGUUGAAGGCCUCCACACUGGCAGUGUGGUGGAAUCAGAAGAUUUCAUCCCGUGGUGUGUUGCUUCUUGUUCCCGUCCCUCUCACUGACUUAUGUACCCUAACAAUGGCCUAUUUGUCAUCCGUGAUGUCAGAUAGCAGUGUACGAAACAACUCUGGGCCAAGUUGUGUAAGUGACCCCUCCCCUGAUGCCUCGGGUUGCCCCUGGAUUCUUAUGUUGUGUGUUUGUGAUCUUUAAGAUAAAUCAUCCAGCAAGCUCUCUGCUGUCUGGAGUCCACCAGACCUUGGCUGCGUCCGCAAUUUUAUUAUGGGCCCGCACCACACUCUCUAUGUGGGUCUUCAGUUCCGCAGUACGGGAACCAAUUGCUUGUAUGUCAGACUUUAAGGCCUGAGUGCUUUUAUCGAUUUUGUUUGCUAGGUAGGCCUUAUCAUUUGUUGUAAAAUGCGUGCCGUGUCAGUGGAAUACGGUAUUGAGGAAUCAGUCGGGCCUCUGCCCAUUUGAGAAAUGAUUGUCGCCACUGACAUUUACUUUCUGGCAUUUUUCUUUUGAGGCAAUUUCAUGUUAGUGGCUAUUUUCCACACACAGUGUAAAGAUCUUUUGGGCUACAAUAAUACAUCUUGGCGUUUUACAGAAUGGGGAUGUAGGUAGGAGCAGAGUAUGGUUGUUAAUAUUCGUGUAGCACCUGAAAACCCAGAAUCAUACUGGCACCAUCAGCUCCGACACUGGAGUAGAGGUUAGUAUUUGAUUAACAUCUCCGUAGGCAAUAAAUAUAUAUUAAAUAAACUGGCUAGCACGAGGAGAUGUUAUUGGAUGAAAUUAACUUUAACAGUAAAAGUAAUACGUAAAGUUUUCUUUUCUAACUGCUUGUUAAUUGAUUUAUUGUCUUUCAGACAAACGUCUACUGUUCACAAAGUACAACAAUUUCAAGCAGUUCUAGAACACAGACUAUGUUGUUGUUUUUUUUUUUUUUUGUGAACAGGUUUUUGUGUCUUUCAUAAAGUUCAUACGCAAUACAAAGUUACCUGUUUUGGUUUUGAUGUUUUCUUUCCCCCAUAAUUAGACCCUCUGUCUUAUCUAUCUUCCGCUCAUCAUCAGGUCUUAAAAUUGACUCUGUCAGCAUAAAGUACCGUUGCAUAAGAAACUGCUAGUUCAGUGUAGAUUUUAUUAGUAGUUGUCUUGGAUUCUUAAUAAAGCCUUUUUAGAUGAAGAUUGUUUUCUUUGGUAGUAUUUGUUAACAAUCACAAUUACAACAGAUCAUAGAGUAUCUUUCCUUUAUUAGUCACCUCUUCAUUCACCAAUUUAUUUCUUCCACAGCCUUUAAUGCUCUUUUUUGCCUUUCUCUUACAUUGCCCACACCUCUGUAGCAAGGCUUCCUUUUGUUACACCUCCAUAAUUGUUAGUAAUGUUCCACACCACCAAGUUCUAUAUUUUUUCUUAAGUUCCUGUUGCAUUUUUCCUUUUCUUUUUUUUUUUCCAACGUAUCGCAAACUUUUACCACACAUUAUUCUCAUGGAAAUGUUGCCAGCUCUUUCAGUUUUCUCAUUCUCUUGACAUCUUAACUCCAUCAAUUUCUUUGUGUCAUUAACUGUUGAAUGUUUUUCCUCCACACAGACCCACACUACAUCCACAUCUGAGAAAGAAGUCAGCCAGUCUUCCCAUUCCGAAUGUUCCAUAACACCCACAUCUCAAGCCCAGCCAGUAUGUCCUCAACAUUCUGACUCAACUCUUGCCUCUCAGAGAGCCGACAUGGCUGGAAAAACUCAGAAUUCUUCACUCCCUGCUGUGCGACCUGGUUCUUCGUUUGUCUGCAAUGCCUCAAGUGCCUUUGAAACUAGCCCCAUCCCCAAAGGCCCCCUUUACCAGGGACCAGCACGUGCUGACCUUCCCCCUGACACACCUGCUGAUCCCCCAAGAACAGAAACCUUGCCUCCGUCUUUUGACUCUCCUUGCCCUGAGACUGAAUCAGAAGCAUCUCCACUCAAAAGGUGCCGGCUGCUAACUGACCCUGUUAUCACAACUGAAGUCCCAAAUGGAGCUACACCAAACCUUCUCUCAUGGAUGGGCUCCUCGCAUUCUUCAAACGCCUUAAAUAUUCCCGAAAUGGAGCUCUCCAAGGGCAAGGAACGGGGCUAUAGGUUUAAUGGCCGUUCCCGGAGUGAGAGGACUUAUGGUCGUUGGCCACGGGGAGAUAGACUGUCCGGUUCUAGACAUUCUUACUGGAAGUAUAAUGGUGGAGAUGCAACCCAAAAUGAUGAGGUAGCUGGACGUAGCCAGGAACUGGCACAGCCAGUGCUUGGCAUCCCUACAUAUACCUCUCACUGGCAGGAAGAGGGAGAACAGCCCAGGGAGCAGGAGGUGGAGGUGUGUAUACACUUUAAUACCCUACUUGUCAUACCAUCACAAAUAUUUUUCAUGCAAGGCAAUUCUUGGUUAGUUCAUCCUUAGACUCUUGUGAAACCUAUUCUCUACUAAUUCUUGCAUGUCACUUGUAAUGCCUGUGUACUUUUUCUGUCUUUUAUAAUGCUUAGCGGAAUGGUAUGAACAAUUAUGGAAAUUAUCAGAUGCAGAGGAAAACAUUGCUUUGUUGGUUUCAUUUUUCUAAGAAUGCUUGGUGGUAUGUUUAAAAGGACAAAUUUCCAUACUGUAAACUGAAUUUCUUCCAGACUGUUGACACCAUUACAGUUUCUUAAUUUGCUACAAAGGUGCAACUUCUGCAGGGAUCAGGAAUGGCUGAACUUUCUCUCAGGGCACUGAACUCAGAAUAGCCCCGUAGCAAAUGGGGUUAAAUCAUCCGGUGCUUUAAGGGGCCAUUCAGAAGUCAAAGUCUGGACAUUGUUAAGUUUACUUAAGUGUCUGGAUUUUGCAGAGAAGACUCCGUAUGAGCCUGAAUAUGGUCGGAUUUCAGUGCUGCCAGCAGGCUGUGAUAAUGUGCAAAAAUGUAUCCUUCUGGAUGCUUUUGGUCCUGAUUUUUAAAUCUGUGCUUUGUGAAUAUUCUGAAUCAUGUACUUACUGUACGGUUCGUAUGCAAAAAGCACAGGUCUUUGUGUGUGUGUAUUUCUGUUUCUGUGUGUGUGUGUGUGUGUGUCUGUAUAUGUGUGUAUGUAUGUAUCUGGAAUGUUUUUCUGUCAGUGUGUGUACUUGUGUGUGUGUGUAUUCUGCAUCAAUGUAUGAGUGUCUGUGUGUGUGUUAGUGUGAUUAUAUUUGUAUCUGUGUGUAUCUAUGUGUCAUUGUGUGUGUAACGGUGUGUCGUGUGUAUCUGUGCAUCCGUGUGUGUGGAAGUGUAUAAACUACACACAAAUACAUGCCUGCAUUCCAACCCCAAAAUUCACACACAUACUACAUACAAAAACAUACUUACAUUCAAACACAAAUUGUUUGUGUGUGUGUGUGUGUGUAUGUAUGUAUGUUUGACGUUGUGGCAGGUUUAUGCAAUGUAUGAUCAUAUACUGUAAGUAAACCCCCAUUUUUGCUUAGAUUAGGUGUUUGUUUAUUUUUGUAUUUUUUAAAUAAUACAAUCUGUAAGAUGUGAAAUGCUGUUUAGUGGAUGAAUGAGUGCUCUGGAUCUUGUGUAUUGUAUGAAUUGGCCCCAGCAGCACCCAAUUAAUGCAUGUUCAGGUGGCUGCAGCCCCCUGUUUUCAUUUAUACAUGCACACACAAUAUACACAGGCUGCAUCAAUACACACACAUGCACUGCAUCCACUACACAUGAACUAACACACACCGUGUCCACACUGCAUCCAAUACUCAUGCCCUGCAUCCUUUUGAGUGGACUUGGAGGCGGGGCCCAGGGGGCCCAGACCGUGAGCUGUUAGGUGACCCAAAAUUUCUCAUGGUGCCCCGGCAUUCACAUAAGCUUGAUAAAAGAAGCUGCAUAACCUGUGCAUGCCAUAUGUUUUUAUAAUGGAGACAAUGUAUCUAUUCUCUAAAUCAAGAUUAGCCACUAAAUUAGAAAUGCUUCAAAUUCAAAGUGAAUUUCAAAAUUAAAGUAACACUAUAGGGUCAGGAACACAAACAUGUAUUCCUGAUCCUAUAGUGUUAGAAACCUCUGACCCCCCACUUGCCCCCCUUAAUAUAGUAAAAUCUAACCUUUAUUCCAGUCUGCUGCUGCUGGCUUCUUGGCUGAUAUAUUUAGAAGUGAUGAUCUCAUCCAAUCACAAUGCUUUCCCAUAGGAAAGCCAAGGAGGCGGGCCAUCGGCGGAGCAAAAAGCCACCCUGGCCAAUCAGCAUCUCCACAUAGGGAUGUAUUAAAUUCCAAGUAUGCUUAAACUCCUUCACUCUGUUAACCGCUACCAUAUUCAAAGCAUUAUCUAUUCUACACGAUGCAUUAAAAUGGAGGUCAUAGUCAGUAGUCUUUCAAACUAUUUUCUGUAACAUUUUUGUGAGAUGGAUACAUAAAUGGUGAUAACUGCUAAUUAGUUACAUAAGCUAUAACAUUAAAUGUUACGCUUGUUUAAGUAUUUCAUUACAUUGCUACUUUUUUAGUGUUUUCUAACAAUUGUUUUCCACCUUAGGUGCCACCCCAGCUGCUGAAACGCUCCCGAAGAGGAAGGCGAAGGGGCCAAAAGUAUGUGUGGAAAUUCAUAAAAAUGUUAUAUUCAAAAAUGUGUCCGUUUCCAGAAAAUUUUGGAAAUUGAGUUUUCGUUAUGUUGUUUAGCCAAAUUAACAAUUCUCUGGUGAGGAUUUUGUAUUUUUUUUUUUCUGGGAUGCAUAGAUGAUGGAUGCUGAUCCCAAAACUGUGAGCGCUUUUACAUUCCUUUUAUCCAUGUUUGGAAGCAGCAUUUCAAAAUGAUAACUAAAUGAAUUUUAAAAACAAAACCUGCAAUGUUAAAUCGUUAAACCUUUACAUCUCUAGAGGUUACCUGUGAGUAGUCUUUAAUUUGCAUUGUAAGCCAGGCUUUCCUGGCACAGCCGGAUCAAAUGAAGCAAAUGAAUUUAACCUUGUGUUGCAAUGCACACAGUUAGUUAGUAUGGGAGGAUUGGCCAAGCACACUUGCUCUUGCAGCACUUCAAGAGUAUGCUCAGGUACGCUCGCAACACGGAAUGCUGUUGUUAAACACCUAGAAGUGCACUGCGAGAUCCUAUAUUCAGAUAUAAAAUGACUGAUCAAGGGGUAAAUUGGUUGAUAUAGAGAGAAAUUCCAGAUGUUCCCUUUAAAUGUUGUGCUCAUUCUGUUUGUGAGAUGGAAAUGGCAGGGGAUGAUGUACAGUAUUGUAAGGAAGCUAACUAAUGUGCCUUUCUAUUUAUUAUGGUAGAAAUACAUUCUGCUUCUCUUAGUAAACAGUCCAGGUGUUUUAAGUUGCAGCUUCCUCUUGAGGUGGAAUAUACAAUUUCAAGGCCAGCUCCUUUCACACUGCUCAGUAUUGCACAAGGAACUAGUUAUACUUACCUGCCUUGUGUAUCCUUCAAUGUGACUGAAGCAGUGGUAUAUUUGCUGACUUUAACUUUGUGCCUAUGACAUAUUUAAACCAGAGAAUAACAUUUCAUUUUAAUAUGCAUUGGGAAUACGCCUAGGGCAAUGUAUCGAUUGCAUUGUAUAGAUUGCCUUGUAGGAGCUUUUUAAAGUAGUCCUGUCGUGGUUCCGCUGUUGCUGUAUCAUGAUAGAGUAGAGUAAAUGAUUUAACUUACGUUUUGUUUUUUUAAAGUUAUUUUUAAGCAAGGUGCUGUUUCCACCCAGGCCAAAUGACAAAUUAGGCUGUCUGUCUGCUCUUGUGAUGCCCGUUGUUCACAGCCAGUGGCUUCAUUGCCAUUAUUCCAUGUAUCAGAGUCUGAGUUAUGCACAUGAAUUGAUGACUUCUCAAUCAGGGAUUGAAUUCAGGGCAUUUGAUGGUUUAUUUGGACAUAAUGUGUGCAUUGAGAUGUGGAAUGGGGGGGGGUCUAACCGUUAUAGAACCAAUGAACACUUAAUGACUAUUGCUGGUGGAGAGAACAGAGCUUUUUGUUUGUUUGUUUGUUUCUGGUUCAUUUUAAGGAUUGCCAAUAUUUUACAUGCAACCUACAUUACCUAGCAAUCUAACCCUGUACAUUUGCUUAUUGGUCCAGUUCACAGAGGAUGAGCACUCGGCUGGAAGCGGUUCCCUCGAAAUGGCCAACUCCUGAUCCUGCCAGUGGUUUAAAUGUAAGCAAUAUUUUGUAUUCACAGUACAGCCACCGUGUGCAUAAAGAGUGAAAACUUGUUUGGUCCUGAAACUCAAGUCUCUUGAAAUAGAUGAGUUUUAUCUCUAUAAACAAUUGGUAAACCAGGGCUCCACAAAUCCCAGCUGCCUGGUCGUCAUGGCGACUAGGAAUUUUGUUCUAGCGCCUGGCUACCUUAGGACUUUUUUUGGAUACUGGGUAUUUGUGCACCUAGAGGUUAUUAGGCAGCAGUGUAAACACUGUAGGGACUGUCUAUAUACACCAAAAGCACUAUAUUAAGCUGAGGUCUCGAUUCACAGGGCUAGAAUGAAGCGGCAGAGGAAAGGUUUGUUCUACAAGCUGAAAAGUAGUGUUAAGCAAAGGGAAAGGGCAUAUAGAAAUAUUUUUCGUUUUUGGUUUGUAUGCACCUACCAAGUCAGAGUGUAUCCACACUGAGGUUGAUGGCACUUUAUAAUUCCUACAUCUUUAACGUCUAGUUUAGAUCAUAAUCUGCAUAUGGUCAUCUAACGGUUAACAGGUGUAAUUGACUGACUUUCUAGAUUAGAUGGAUAUCCGUUAUGCAUUUGGCACUGAUCCUCAAUACAGUUUCUAACUAUGAAUUUCUGUUGUCUCCAGGCAGACCGCCCCAUCGUCAGGCACAACAGACCUGGACGCCCUGCCAAGAACAGAAGGCGGAGGAUGAUUUAGCAGAUUUCGCUGGCUCUUCUUACUCUUAUUGCGCUUAUCCCAAUUCUUUCACAGGCACUUCCUUCGACACCCCUUCCACAUGUUUCUCUGAGUACAGCAAGUGAUCGAUCUAUGCCUUUUAUUUAAGCUCUUCCGUUUUCUAUACAGAAGGAUCACCCUUCAGAUUGAAGCCAGAAUACAUGUUCAGUUUCUCCCACUCAACUCAGGAGAUAACUAGGGCUUUCCCUUAUCUUCCCCAACAGCUAGCAAAUUCUGAUCACUUGCUAUAUCAUGGCCUUAUUAACCUUCAAUGCUAUGGGAUCCUUGUUUUUAAGGAAUGUUACCUGUCCCUCGACAGGGCUUUUUAUCACUUGGACCUACAGUAUAUAUGAAAUAUGAUAAUACUUAAUAUGAUAACACUUAAUCCUAUUUAUCAGUGGAAUUGUGCAAAAUCGAAUUAUUAUUUUUUUGUACAUUUGUGUACACCCUCAAAAAUGUUAUUUACCUCCUCCACAUUACUUUGGGUUUAAGCAUCUCACUCUGGCUUGGCAGCCGUUUCAAGUGUGUCUUAUCAGGUGUUAAUUGAUCUGUUUUACCCUCCACUUUGACUUUCUAUACACAUUGUAAGUAGUAGUUGUUCCACAACCUAAUAGGGUCCCAUCAGGGCCACUCUAGAAUAUAUGAGCCAUAAAAAUGCUGCCUCUUUGCUCUCGAAAGCACAAAUUACAUUAUCUGCAACUUCUUUCCUCCUUACACUGGUUUGGGAUUUGUUUGAAGCUUUUUGGUGUGUAUUUGUUUUGAGAUUUUUUAUUUUAUUAUUAUUAUUAUUAUUUGACCCUUUUAAGUUAUUUCCCCAUUAACAGUUAUUUUUUUCCAUACCGUAUAACUUUCCCUUUAGCACGGUUUGACAUUUGGUAAUACAGAACAGUAGUUCCCAACACAGUUUUCAAGGCAUAAUAUUUGUCCAUGACUUAAGAAUUUCCUAAUUCUGUGUCUUUAUUUUUACCAACAUAGAAUCUGCGUGAUGUACAUAUUGCAAGGUCUCUCGUAGAACCUGUGUGAUGUACAUACUGCCAGGUCUCUAAUAGAAUCUGCGUGAUGUACAUAUUGCAAGGUCUCUCAUAGAACCUGUGUGAUGUACAUACUGCCAGGUCUCUAAUAGAAUCUGCGUGAUGUACAUAUUGCAAGGUCUCACGUAGAACCUGCGUGAUGUACCUACUGCCAGGUCUCUAAUAGAACCUGUGUGAUAUACAUACUGCCAGGUCUCUGGUAGUCUGACAUCCAAUACCAUGCACUCAUGCCAAUGAGAAUCUGUUAAAAAAAUAAACUUGGCAUAUUUAUUUAAAUUUGUAGGGUACAUUCUAAAUACUAGCUCAGGUUCAUCAUUCAGACGACAUUCAUUAUCUGUUUAAUGGUGUAAGUUGACAUCCAUCGCAGUUAUUGGAAGGGCACAUAUGUGUAAAGAGAAGGUGUGAAAUAACAGCAUUUGGAAAGCAGUAUAGGUAUUCUGUCAUCUUUAUCAAGAAGGAUAACUCCUGCCAAGCACUUCAUAAGUAUUACGUGGGAGAAAUACAGAAAACAAAUUCCGUCCUUAUCCAUCAGAACUAUUGUAAAACACUUUCAGACUAUACAUAAUGAGCAAUUCUGGCUAUUCGUUUCCAUGGUGAUUAUAGUACUAAGCCCUACAGUUGCUCUUUAUACUUAAACCAAAAUAAUACUUAACACUACAUGUGAGCACUCUAUAUUCUUAAAUGCAUAACAUUAAUUUAUUUUUCUUUUCUUUAACCCAUUAAGGACACACAUGACAUGUGUGAAAUGUCAUGAUUCCCUUUUAUUCCAGAAGUUUGGUCCUUAAGGGGUUAAAAGCAUUCUCAUAUAUCAAAAUACUUGACUAGGAUUCAGGGAUAUCAUGUAUUUUACUUAAGAUUGUGAAGAUUUUGAUUACCUUGUGUUACUGCUGCCUACUCUUUGGUUAAAUUAAUCACUACGUACAGGACUUCUGAUAAUCAUGUUUCAAGAAACCUUUCUAAUAUAUAAAAUUGUAAUCGGAAUUCAAGAAAUAUGUGUUCAACAUCUACUUUUAGGAGUCCUUCACUACUCAUAGAUAACCAGUUGGGUUCUGAAAGGCAGGGUUAGAUUAAUGUAAUCUUAAUCUUGGAGCCAGACAACAAUUAGCCAGUUGACAGCCGAACUGCUGCAUUCACUCAAUUCGUCAUGUAACAGCUGAACCCUUAAUUCACUCACAACACACCGAAUAACGUAUAGCUGUCAAUUCACAUACACUUCUCAUGUAUUUUCCACUCGGCUUCCACAUCAAAUGUGGCUUCCUUAUACAUCCCAGUGUGACACCCAUCUCACAUAGAACACCCCACAUCACAUAAAUCACACAAAACACACAUAUGUUAUUGUUUCUGGUACAGCAGUUGCCUUGUGGAUUUAAAAAGCUGCAUGGGGCACUGAGGUUUGUCGGUCAUUGUGCUAAUUUGUCACACAAUCUUGUCAUAUCACUCACAAGGAACCAAAGGACUUGGGUCACAAGUGACAUGUCACUUUCUAAUGAAUGCAUUCAUAGUAAUUGGUCAGAAAGCAUCUUGCUUGUUACUGACUCCGCCUUUAAUACAUAAACCAAUUAAAACCAGUGGCUAUUACUGCGUAAUAGGACAUUUUUCAAGUCUAAGACUGAGAAUUUAAGGAACACACCAAACACCUCAACUAAAGUUCACUGUGGUUGUUAUGGUACCUGGAGUGCCUAAUAUUAUAAGUAGUCAAACUGUUUUAAAAUUGUUUUCUUAUCUGGUGUCUCUCUACAGCCUCCAGGAGAGCCGGAAGCUUUUGCGUAGGAGCGUCCAUUUGAUCACCUCAGGGCGUUAGCUGAUAGGACUCAGCCAGUGAACUAAGCCAUGAACAGCUGCACUUAGUUCAAAUAGAGAACUUCCAGCUAGGGAGGGGGCUGCAAGGAGACAUGAAGUGGCCCUUGUCAGACCCCAAGUAAGAAGUCCAACCAUUGUUAAACAGUUUGACUAAUUAAGGAAGGGGAGGAUUAGCCAGGUUACUCCUGGCAUUACAGCAUGCUCUGAUGGUUAGGAGUCUUGGAAUGGAGUGAAAAAAAGCUGUUCAUGAAAUCUUUGGUAAUCACUUGUUUUAUAGGAUGAGGAGGAGCCAUAGGAAAUCUUGCAAUCUAAUGAUGUUUGGAUAGUUGAAAUUUUUAGCUUAUACCAUGCUUGUCAGCAAUUUCUAAAUACCGGCGGUUAAUUGGAGUGAGUUCUGUCCGGAGUAGUACAGUUGGAUACAUAUUGUCAGAUCGUUUUAUAGAUAUGCCAGUAUGCCUUGUCAUUAUACAAGCCACCAAAUUUACAAUUUUCUGUAUUUCUUAAUCUAAUCCCAAUCAAAACAGACUUUGCUACGUUUAAUGACCCCCAGUUUAUUUAAUUCGAUGUCUAAUUUUUUCAUUUGGUUUCUACCUGAUUGUAAUCCAUCAUAAUUUUAAUAUUGUAUGUCAGUUUUAUUUAAUGAAAAGGAAAGUGAACUUCUCUAUGGACCCAUUAUGGACUAAUAGGCUUGUUAAGCAUGUCUCAGACUAAUAAAUUCAUUUAUGAGGCUCAUUCAUAAUGCUGAUCAGUAUAUACAGUUCAGCACAUAGCUAAAUGCUGCUGGAUCAGAUAACCAAUACAAUGGCCAGUUGUAAUUCAGGUGCUUACCAAGGUAAAGUUUCUUGAAAACUUUGCUCAUACGUCCACUAUCUGCACAGAAAGAUCCAUACACAUCGGACCUCGAUGUCUAUAAUGGACAUCUGACUAAUUGCAUAUAUAUUUUGCAUUAUAAUGCCUUGAAACUUAUUUUAACUUAUUAGAUGUGUUUUAAAGGGAAACAAAGAGCCAUAGAAGUAAGUGUAACAUUUAUUUAUUACUCUCAAAAUAAUUGCUCAUUUAUUGCCUGCAGAUACAUCUAGAAAUUUGCAUACUAUAGGGAGGCAUUGCCGUACCUGUCCCAGAAAGAUUGUGGUAUGGUCACACAUUAAUUUUAAAGAAAUAAUAUAUUGCUAGAAUGUUUUGGGGGUUUUGUUGGGUUUUUUUUGUGGUUUUUUUUCUCACAUAUUUAUUCCAUGUAGGCUAACUUUGCAAAUCUACUAUCAACAUACACUAUCCUAUCCCAUGUCCUUUGAAGAAUUUACUAAAGGAUUACAAUUCAAUAUGAUACGACUGAUUAGAUCAAGGUUUAGGUUUAGGUUAGAUCAAGUAAAGGUUCUUUAAAUAUUACCUUACGUUAAUCAUGGGAUCUGCUUACCUGAUUACUGGUAGUUGAGGUUUAGCAUGUUUUGGUCAGAUCAUGCAAUUUUUUGGGGGAGCUCUAUACACUAAACACUGGUGAUCGUAACUUGCAUCCUUCUCCAUAUGGGGUGUUAUAAUUCAUUGGAUAAAAUUUGUCAUUUAUAUAUUAAGCUCAUUAGCAGUCAUUUUUGUGCCUUAUUCUAGCAUGCAAAAAAUGUCAAUGUCAUUAAGACUUGUAAAAUUUUGAAGAUCUGCUUUUCAUACGUAUAAAAUUUGACAGCAUUUCUGAUGUAUCAUGGAGCAAUUUUGUUGUUGUAUUUCACAACACAUUCUGGCACCUAUUUUACCAUAUGUUCCAUUUCAAAGCAGACAAAUGAGUGCCAACACAUCAAGACCAAAAUGUAUGAAAUCUUGUGGUUUAGUGAACUAAUGCAGUAAAACAAAAUGUAAAGAGUCUUGUUUACCACAUUCAAAGACAUGUUUAUCACUUAAUAAUGACCUUUCAUUGCAAUGUAAAUGCAUUGUGUUUCCACUUGUUUGUUAAAAACAACACUGUCUUGAAUACUGCUGGUGAGAUAUUAAGGGAGUUAAUUACUAAAGUGAUAAUUGUUGGCAAUUCUAAGUCAAUUUCAAGAUUAAGGCCAAAAUCGUUAAACUGCAUGUUACUUUGAAUUUUUCCAGUUUAGCUAUUUUGGCCUUAGAUUUUGAAUUCACUUUAAAUUCCUGAUAAUUCUCUCUCGCUUUAGUGAUUAACACUAUAUAUGUUAUUUCUUACCUGGGAACAGUGUGUAAUCUACAAGGGAUUUGCCCAUUUUUGGACAAAACAGCCAAAAUUAGGGUGGGCUGGGGGGUGGAAUGAAAACUUUGAACUUUGCUAUCGUGGCUUAAAAUUUCCAGUCCCUUUUGUAAAGUAAUAACACUUCCUGCUUUAUCCUGGUAGUGACUGGUCAGCAUGUGGUCAGAAUCUUUGGCUGUGCACCUUGUCCUCUAUAGUCAGCACUGUCCAAGUUAAUAAGCAAUAAUUCAUGCAUGCAAAUAAACAUCACACUCAAUAGGUGUUACUACUAAACCAGAAUUAACAGCUAUCCAUCCCCCUAUCCUGUUGACUUACGCUCAACAUGCUUUGUAAGACAAAUCGCAGUAGGAGCUCCAACUGCCCUAUUGGCUUGCCGAGCAUCGUGGGAUCUUUAGUUUUACAAUAGUUGGGAAGGCGACUUUUUGGGUAACCUUUGCCUAAACCAGGAAAUGUAGCUUUGAUAAUACCCAGUUACUGCACACUACAAGUAGCUCAAUAAAGACCCACCACUGGGUGAUCAAAAAGCCUAACACCUUACAUGUUGAAGGUUAUGAAGCGGUUAAUUACAAAGUGCUUCAAGUCUCUUUCGCAGGGCGUGGGUUUAAUUUGUAAACUCAAUUAUGCAAAUGUAUAACCUGUUAUUUGAUUAUUGUAAAUAUUGUAUAGUCCCAUAUUUCUUGUACAUGUUUAUGGCAAAAACAAAUAAUGACAAAAAAACAAAACCAUUUUGUAUCACUUUCUGCCUUUACUUGUAAAAUAUUUCCCCCUUUUAAGUUUUUAAUAUUUUUUGUAAAAAAUCAAAAAAACAUAAAAACAAACUUUUACAAUUGUGAAUUUUAGCUUUUUUUAUAUGGAAGUCGACAUUAAUUUAACAGAUGAAAAUAUUUUGAAAACGUUUUUAGAUUUUAUGUUUUCU
This is a messenger RNA of Pelobates cultripes (western spadefoot toad), 50493 nucleotides long. The record is from the annotation of a GenBank genome assembly. NCBI's taxonomy places the organism in Eukaryota, Metazoa, Chordata, Amphibia, Anura, Pelobatidae.